AUGGGUGUGGUGGGUCGGUCCGACAAAAGCACCGUAAUGACCCUACUCUUUCCUCUCUUCUCCCUACAGCCAAGUCUGAGCUCAACCUCUUCAGUGACGUCACUACCGAGUGGCCUGGUCCUUAGACCUGUCAGAACUGCAGCCAUGCAGCCCCCUCCUCGGACCGGCCCCCCAGGCGCAUCCGGCACCCCUCCUGCCGGCGGUGGGCCCAACGCCUUCCGGAGGACGAGGCCCCACAAGCAAACAGGAGCAGUGGCCAUGGCAGGACUACCUGCCCAGCCCAUGACAGACCCCUUCGCAUUUGGCAGGCAAGCCCCUAUGGCUACAGGUGGUCACCCGCCGCCACCCAAUAGCAGCCCUCUGCCUAUGCAAGCCCCGCCUCCUGGUAUGUACCACCAGGCUGGCAUGGGUCAGGGGCUGCACCAACCACAACUACUGGAUGGUGCACAGGCUGGGGCUGUGCCCAUCGGCCCACCACUGCCCUCUACCCCAGUGGUAAGCCUCUUAACCCCUCACAGUACUGUGUCCCCUGUACCUUUCCCUAGACAGCUACCUGGCCCCCCAGGCCAUGCACCACCCAGUGCAGAGCAGGGCUAUUUUAACUCUAGGGAGCCAGCACCCUCGAUGACCCCAGGGCCCCUUCCCAUGGCCUCAGCCCCUAUGUCUGGCCAAGCGCCUUAUGGCCAGGACCACGGAGGAGACCAUCCCCCUCAGGCGAUGCCCUUUAAGCCUGUGCCUCCCGUUUUGUCUCAGUGGGUGCCCGACCAUGGGAGCCGCCCCCCGUCGGUUCAGAACUAUUUCCAACCCACUAGUGAUCCUCUACCCCAGGCUUAUAACGCCCCUCCCCAGUCCCAGAUACCUCCACACACACCCUCGCCCCACAGCACCCCUCCAACACACCCCCAGCAGCAACCACCUCCUCAGCACCCAGACAGGCCAACUAGCUCCCAAUGGCCCGACCUGGCAGGUGCAAACGCACCCCAGCAACACAACUCCACUUUUCAGGCUCAGACCUACUUCAGCCAGAGCUCAGCCUCCCAGGACUCCUGGUUCAACCAGCACCCCCAGGACCUGGCCUACCACCAGAUGGGAGCUGGCCCUGGCCUGGCUCGGCCAGACUCAGCCAGAUCUCACUAUCGGCCCGACUCGGCCGGGUCUCACCAUGGAUCCCACCAUGGCUCUUACCAUGGAUCAACCCCUGGCCCAGUGCCGGUCCCCUUCGUCCCAGACGGCACCAUCUCCAUGUUCUUCAAAGGAAACGACGUGGAGAACGAGGAGACCCUUGCCGGCGAGGGAGGCAGAGCAGUGAAUGGGCUCCAGGACUUUCAGCCCUCCCAUAAUCACCAGCAGAUGUCUUCCCCUCAACCCCAAGCCAACCUGGUGGCUCGUGCAGAGGCCACCCACUGUGGGCCCCCCCCACAAGCUGGCCAAUCGUUAACCUACAUGAACGAUGGUAACGUUCCUGGAGCUGGCAAACCCGUCCAGCAGAAACCCGUUGAGGCCCAGUUUGACCAUGUGGAGAACCUGGAGUGUGUGCCCAACCAGGAGGUCCUACCUAGCGAGCCCCAGAGCAGCCCUGCUGCAGCACCCACCCAUGGGGGAGAUUGCUAUGAGGCAGGCCCCAAUCUGGAGACCCCCGACUCUGUACCCCGGCCCAUACGCUCUGCCAGCGUGUCCUCUAGCUACAGCAACUUGAGCCACGGCAGCGGUACUGGUACAGUUCCACGCAAGCACCAAGGAGUGGUAGGCACCUUCAUCCAACAGGAGAGCCCUCGGCCCUCAGAGGACGCACUCUCCUCAGCCGCUGCCGGAGGCUACUUUGAGCAGAUUGACACCUCUCCGGCCGGGGAUAUGGCCGCUGCUUACCAGAGCAUCCCGGAGAGAAUGUGCCACAGCCAGCCCCCCACACCCAGUCCUCCCAAACCCACCGGCAUUUUCCAGGCCAGCGCCAACUCCUCCUUUGAGCCUGUGCGCUCACACAGUGUCGCAGUGCGCCCAGCGGAGGUGGACCGUGCCCGGAUGGUGGCAGAGAGGGGCUCUGAUUCACUGCCUGGGAACCAGGAGCAGCCUCCAGACAACCUGGAGAAUAUUUACGGAGCAGCUACAGGGCACACUCAAGCUGGGAAUGGAGCUGGGGCACCUCCUCUUGCAUACCCUCUGAGUCACUCCCACUCCAGGCCCUCGUCCCGGGCUCAUGUGGCCCACCGGCCCUGUGAGAGCCCUGCCACCACCCUGUGGGCCCAGCACGACCCCGCUAGCCUGGGAACCAACAUUCUGCUGAUCCCCGCUGCCCCUCCGGUCCUUGCCCCACUGCGAGAGCCCAGUGCCGAGGUCAUCCAGCCCCCCGAGGAUGUCCUCCUGGACCUUCAGCCUCCUCAACGCGCCCCUCCACCCUCCCAGCACCCCUCGGAGAACCUGGAGAACCCUCCUAAGGUGAGUGAGGGGGAGCCGUCUGACCCACAGCCCAAUCUGGGCUAUGCCUCUCUCCUGGUGUCUGAAUCUCUCCACCGGCCUGUGCUGAUUGCCCCACCCACCUCCAAUUACAGCGUGAUUCCUCCCAGUAACCCUGCACUCGCAGCCAAUCAGAUCAGCCCCAGGGAGGCCACCCUACCUGUGAGACCGCCCUCGCAGGCUCAAGGGGCCAGUGCCGCACAGCCCGGUCCUCCCCUGAGCUCCAAUCAGAACCCAUUGUUUGCUCCUACACCAAUGAGCUUCAGCGCCGCCUCUAGUCAGAGCCCCCUCAAUCUGGUUCGGGACGACAGGGAAGGGGUUAAACCAGAGAUCACGCCCCUACCGUCCCAGCCUGCCCGCCCCCCUCUCUCAAAGGGCCAAUCAAUGUGCGGAAACAGCCAUUCUUCUCUACCUGUUAAUUUGCAGGCUCCUCUUCCUGCUGCAUCUGCUGCUCCUGCUGCCGCCAAUUAUAAUCAGCUGUCAAAUUACGAGCUGCUUGAUUUUUCUAUGCACCAAUCUCAGAUCCCAAACCAAGCCACAGGGCUGCCACCUCUCUCCCUCCAGCAGGGCCUGCCCCUGGCGAGUAACGCCCCUGGAUUUUACCUGCAAGUCACCAAAGAUGCUCAGCAGGGGGGUAGAGGCAAUGGGGAUGCCUCCACAGCACAGAUAACUGCCGAACCCAUGCCCCCCCCAGUGGCCCCAAACACUCAACAGCCAUCCAUGGUACCCAACCCCCAGCCUGGGCACCAGGGCCAAGGAGAUGACCCUGCAGCCCCUCUCAGUGGAGCACCACCACCCCAAGGGCAGUACCCACACCUAAUGCAGGGGCCUGCCAGGGGGAAUGCACCCACCCCCUCUGCGGCUUACCCUGGACCUCGGGGACCUGUGCCUCUAGCCAACCCCCCUCCACCAGGAACCGGGGUUCCUCCAGCCCAGCCAGCCCCUACAGACCAACCGCGACCUCCCUCGUCUCUGGGGAGCCAGCAGGGGUACGGCCCCCCUCCUCCAGGGCAGGUGUAUGGGGGAUACUACGGAGGUGCCUACCCAGAGUACCCAGAUGGCAGAGCAUCAUAUCCUCCUGCUCAGUACCCACCUGCACCUGUUGACCCCAGAGCACAGCAGUAUUAUCAGGUACACAUACAGGUACACAUACUCACAAGUCAGUCAGUGUUGCUUGCAAUAGUUUAUAUAUUGAAUCACUGGUCUAAGAUAUCUGGUUCUCUUGAUACUGUAUAUUUCACCAUAAACUGUUGCAGAGUGAAGUGAAGCUACAAUAUUUGUACGGUUUAAUUUGCCUGUGGGAUUUAAUGGAGUUUAGGGAUGGGGGGGGGGGGGGGGGGUACUCUGUAGGGCUGGGUGAUAUGGCCUAAAAAUCAUAUCUAUCUUUUUUCUAAUUUAUAUAUCAACAUUUUUAUUUUGACGUUUUCUCUAAAACUUUUUUUUGCACAAUUAAAGGUCAAAUACACUGCAUUUCAAACAGUCAGGAAUAAUCUAAUGAAUUCAGGGCUUGUGAAAUUAUACCUAGGCUUAAUAUAAACCUUGCACAACCAUGAGACCCACUAAUCAUUUCAUUCUUUUAUCGUUUAACCUGCUUUUUUGCAAUAAUCACUUAUCUGGCUUUCAAGUCUUUCUAUGAAAAUGCCCUUUUUGUUACAAAUUUAACCAGAACCAUGCAUAAUGCACAUUCACUAAUAAUGACUAACUUCUUGUAGCAGUCAUUAUAGGAAAUUAACAUAAGUCUCUUAAACAAUCUCUCAAGCACAAGCCCAUGUGCCAGUGAGUAGCCAGCUAAUCAUUUGGUUUGCUAAGUGGCUAAAUGGCAAGAUCAAGCUUCUUGGUUACAGCAGAGACAAUCAAUCCCCUCGUGUCUUUUUUAAAGAAAUAGCGCCCCUUGUGUGCACUUCCGGUAAUACCGUAUACCCCGGUGUGUUACAGAAACAGUAUGACGUAUGAAAAUCUGGAUACCAGCCAACCCCAAUUGAGUUGCAGUGGGAGGUGCUUGGUGUGUGUGUAAAUAGAAAUGUACACACAGCACAGAAGGAGCGAAGGAGACAACCAAAAAGACAUGAGAACAAGUGGAGAUAAACGCUCAUAAAAAAUACGCUCGUCACUGUAUUUGGAGGAAACAUGGGGAAGUAAUGCUGCUUUCUCCCAAUUUAGGAAAAAAGGGCAUUCAAACAUUUUGCUGCAAUUUUCACCCUUGCUCUACAUUAUUCCUUGGAGAAACAUAUUUAGUAGUGCUGAGUGAUUAACUGAAAUGUCGGUUAUUUUUCAGUUUUUAAACAACUAAUUGACCUACGUCUGUUCAAUUAUUUGAAUUCGAUUUUCGUCUGGUUUUUUUCUUCUGUGAGCUCAAUGCGCACAUCGCACACAGUUUUCUAGAGAUAAAUCAGAUCCAGCCUGAACUGUGCGAUGUAGUAGGGAGUUGUAGUUUCCAACAGGCCAAUAUUCUACAUAGUUUAGCGCAUAGUAUAUGGUAAUUAACUACAAUGACCAUAAUCCAUUGCGCAUCUACUUGUCCGGUCUGUGUUUCUUUUGACUGCUGAAAAUACAUGAUCUAAGUGAUUGAUAGUUGGUAUUCAGCUGUCAUAAAAGUAUGCCUUAUUUAACUUUGAACAACUACAAAAUAGGGCACAUGGGCUUGUGCUUUUUUUUUUUUUUUUUAUACUGGCCCCCCGUGGGAAACGAACAAACAACAACUGAGCUACACGGGGCUCAUAUCAUCAUUCUGAACAUCGUAAACCUCCUUGCAUCUGCAAAAAACAGCCUUACUUAUGAUUCAAUACUAAACAAAUUGGUUUAAUUAUUUAUUUACUAGCGAACAUAGGAUAAACAUACACACUCUGCACCGGUUAUUAACUGGAGAAAACCAGACCCUAGUGGAAUGACAAGAAGAGAGAGAGAGACACUUAACAUUGCCACAUUCAGAAACUACUCUCCUCUAUAGUAACCAUUUACCUUGCACACGAACCACCGCCCUCUUUGAGUAAGAAAUCAUGAAUGUAUUUACGUGAAAUGCGUGGUUCGCUGUGUAUCUCUCUUGGUGGACAGGACAGCCCUGGAAAGGGAGUUGGGCCUUCUCGCGGCACGCUUGUAAGGCUCUGAUUGUCCAAAAAGGUUCCAAGAAGUCUUCUAUUGUUCUCUUCUUUGUAGUUGUCCGGUCUCCGAUGACUUGUCGUGUAGUCCUGAACAGAACUACAGAGUUGAUUUUCCUUCCAUUCGCUCUUGAAGAUGCUUCUUUGAAGAUAGGCUAGCCAGCCGUAUCGAUGAUUCCCAAUGGGGUGAUAGGCGUAGCGUAACAGGAUGGUUUGAGCAGAGUAAUAGGAUGGGCCUACUUAAAUUCGCUUUCGAAGAUACUUUACUUAGGACAGCUUAGGACGGCUGAUUAGCUGUCCUAAGUAAAGUAUCUUCGAAAGCGAAUUUAAGUAGGCCCAUCCUAUUACUCUGCUCAAACCAUCCUGUUAUGCUACGUGACAGUCAAUUUAGUAUAUGUAAACUUCUGACCCACUGGAAUUGUGAUACAGUGAAAUAAUCUGUCUGUAAACAAUUGUUGGAAAAAUUACUUGUGUCAUGCACAAAGUAGAUGUCCUAACCGACUUGCCAAAACUAUAGUUUGUUAACAAGAAAUUUGUGGAGUGGUUAAAAAACUAAUUUGAAUGAUUCCAACCUAAGUGUAUGUAAACUUCCGACUUCAACUGUAUUAUCACUUGUGAAUGAUGCCCAGUUUAAGGCAAGAAACAGCACAUGCUUUUUCAAGCAUAGUCGCACACCUCAUGUAGCCUAGCCCAUAGGCCUAUAUGUUUUGAUAAGGUUUGUAUCACAACUAAAGUGGUCAAAUAACUUCUUAAAAUUAAGCACAUUCAUCCGCUUUACAACAGGUGUAGAGCCUAACUGGCAUACAUACGCAGAGCGUGAGUUUCAAGUUUGGGGAAGAUAAUUUUCACCAUAAAAAUCGUUUUCCUGCUAAUGGAACAUUUGCGGUUAUAACCUACUGUCGUGUGCGCAUUGCUGCACUUAUAAUGUGAAAAAAUUGCCUAAUAGUUUAUCAACAUUUUAAGCUAAACGUUCUCUUCUGUUGCUUCAGGCUCAUUGCUUAAAACAGGUUUUUUGAUGCUAGUGGUUGUAUUAAUUUGGGAUCUAUUGCAUCCCACAACUGUCCCAGACUAUGUUUGGAAUAUGUAUUUAUCGCACAGAAUAGAAUAGGUCAACUUUUGUACUAUGGGAGAUAGUAGAUUGACAUAGGCUAGUGCUUUUGCUGUUUGAUAGGCCUACUCAUCUUGUUGGCUGACGAAAAGUAAAUGUGGACAGUUCUUAUAUCUUCAAUAUGCUCCUCGGAAUUGGAUUAGGACGCACACAGUUGCGUCCCCAAUGUGUCUGUCUUCACUUGUAACCUGUGAGAAAGACCCGAUCACGUGACUGAGAGCUAUGUGAGUAAGACGUGCUUCGGCCGCAGCGGGGAGAGAGGAAUUAUAAUUAUUAUAAUCAGCCCAAAGGCACAACAGUCACUGGCCGCAAAAGGCAUGGAUAUUUUUAGGGGGAUUAUGGCCGCACAAAGGGGAUGCACCCGGGAAAUUAGAGGCAUUAUCAAGUGCUUGUCAAAUUGUGAAUGAGAGACUGAUGAAGUGUGUACAGCCUGCGCAAAAAACAAAGCAGAGCUCAUGCUUUUUAUUCAACUUUUUUCAAAUCAUCAUUAGAGUCGCAUCAUGCAGCUUUAUGUAUUAAAAAUCAAAACAUAUAGCCCAACAGUUGUAUCACAACUAAAGUUACAUAAAUAACUCUAAAUUAAGCAUAUACAGUGGGGGGAAAAAAGUAUUUAGUCAGCCUCCAAUUGUGCAAGUUCUCCCACUUAAAAAGAUGAGAGAGGCCUGUAAUUUUCAUCAUAGGUACACGUCAACUAUGACAGACAAAAUGAGAAAAAAAAAUCCUGAAAAUCACAUUGUAGGAGUUUUAAUACAUUUAUUUGCAAAUUAUGGUGGAAAAUAAGUAUUUGGUCAAUAACAAAAGUUUCUCAAUAGUUUGUUAUAUACCCUUUGUUGGCAAUGACACAGGUCAAACGUUUUCUGUAAGUCUUCACAAGGUUUUCACACACUGUUGCUGGUAUUUUGGCCCAUUCCUCCAUGCAGAUCUCCUCUAGAGCAGUGAUGUUUUGGGGCUGUCGCUGGGCAACACAGACUUUCAACUCCCUCCAAAGAUUUUCUAUGGGGUUGAGAUCUGGAGACUGGCUAGGCCACUCCAGGACCUUGAAAUGCUUCUUACGAAGCCACUCCUUCGUUGCCCGGGCGGUGUGUUUGGGAUCAUUGUCAUGCUGAAAGACCCAGCCACGUUUCAUCUUCAAUGCCCUUGCUGAUGGAAGGAGGUUUUCACUCAAUCUCACGAUACAUGGCCCCAUUCAUUCUUUCCUUUACACGGAUCAGUCGUCCUGGUCCCUUUGCAGAAAAACAGCCCCAAAGCUUGAUGUUUCCACCCCCAUGCUUCACAGUAGGUAUGGUGUUCUUUGGAUGCAACUCAGCAUUCUUUGUCCUCCAAACACGAUGAGUUGAGUUUUUACCAAAAAGUUAUAUUUUGGUUUCAUCUGACCAUAUGACAUUCUCCCAAUCCUCUUCUGGAUCAUCCAAAUGCACUCUAGCAAACUUCAGACGGGCCUGGACAUAUACUGGCUUAAGCAGGGGGACACGUCUGCACUGCAGGAUUUGAGUCCCUGGCGGCGUAGUGUGUUACUGAUGGUAGGCUUUGUUACUUUGGUCCCAGCUCUCUGCAGGUCAUUCACUAGGUCCCCCCAUGUGGUUCUGGGAUUUUUGCUCACCGUUCCUGUGAUCAUUUUGACCCCACGGGGUGAGAUCUUGCGUGGAGCCCCAGAUCGAGGGAGAUUAUCAGUUGUCUUGUAUGUCUUCCAUUUCCUAAUAAUUGCUCCCACAGUUGAUUUCUUCAAGUCAAGCUGCUUACCUAUUGCAGAUUCAGUCUUCCCAGCCUGGUGCAGGUCUACAAUUUUGUUUCUGGUGUCCUUUGACAGCUCUUUGGUCUUGGCCAUAGUGGAGUUUGGAGUGUGACUGUUUGAGGUUGUGGACAGGUGUAUUUUAUACUGAUAACAAGUUCAAACAGGUGCCAUUAAUACAGGUAACGAGUGGAGGACAGAGGAGCCUCUUAAAGAAGUUGUUACAGGUCUGUGAGAGCCAGAAAUCUUGCUUGUUUGUAGGUGACCAAAUACUUAUUUUCCACCAUAAUUUGCAAAUAAAUUCAUAAAAAAUCCUACAAUGUGAUUUUCUCGAUUUUUUUUCCCUCAAUUUGUCUGUCAUAGUUGACGUGUACCUCUGAUGAAAAUUACAGGCCUCUCUCAUAUUUUUAAGUGGGAGAACUUGCACAAUUGGUGGCUGACUAAAUUCUUUUUUUCCCCACUGUAGGAGUACCUGUUUCAUUGUUAACCGCUCAACACAGAAUAGCCGCAUGUGCGCACUCCCUCAAAUCCUUUCGAACAAAUAUCCUUUCUAUUUUAUUCAACUAUGUUCAAUGGUAUUCUUCAUACUAUAAAAUAAUAUAAAAUAAUGCCACGGAAUUCUAAGCAAAUGUUGUCUGCUAAAUGAACUAGUAUAGCCCACCGCCAUAAGGCAUAGCCAGAUCAGGGCCUAACAUAAGGACAUCGCAGAGUAUGCUAUUCUGUUCUUCUGAAAUAGACUACAUUUUCUUCAUAUCAUGUUUCUUUAGACCUGUCUAAAAUAAAUAAUUGAUUUGUUGUGAUGGUGUAGGCUAUAUUACAUGGAUUUAUUAGACUUUUUUAAAUGUAGAUGUUCCAAAGGUCUGCAUCAGUGGCUUGUAGGCUAUGCGUGGAAGCCAGGAGAUGCUAAAUAUGUUUAUGUUAAUUAACGGUCAAUUACCGUGAGACGGGCAGUUAUUUGCUUGACAAUCACCGGCUGACAAAAUGUAAUGACCGCCAUAGCCCUAGUCAGGACAACACUGGUAUUGAAAGCUGUAGCUACACUUUGUAUGUAGUUCAUGAUUAAAACAUUAGUAAAUCCAAUGGAUCUUUCAAAUAUCCAUGGUAGCGGAGAGCAGGAUGUGCCAUUUGACAGAGAAGCCUUGUGACUCUUUCUCGUGAAUGUCCCAUGUCUGAACAUCUUUGUGAUUUCACAUUUUAUUCAUAUUUACAGAUUAUAUGCAAGUUUAUUACGGCACAUAAAAGUUCACAUGCUCAAAAAGGCAUUUCUGCAUAAGAUGAAAGCUUUUUUUUACAUUCAAAUCCCUCCGGUGAAGUAGUGACGUUCGUCAUACGCCCAGCUUUCUGAAACGGGUCACACUUGUACUGUUGCGCCAAAACAUACAUUCAAAUUAAUUUGAUAUAGCGCCCAGCCCUAUCUGUGGGUAGAAACUAUCACAUUAGCGUACCUGCAUCCAGUAUUUCUCACACAGGUGCUGGGUAAAACAAGACAGCCAUGCUCCCUUGUGUAUGUCCUUCCACAUUCCAAUUUGACCAUGUCUUUUUUCCCUCAGGAUGACCCAUACAUGAGAGCGGACCCUCGCUACAGCAGAUAUGAAGGAGCCAACCCAGCCUACCCCCUAUACAGAGAGCCCCAGCCAGAGAGACCCAGCUCCAGAACCAGCCAGUACUCAGACAGACCCUCCUCCAGGUCAGCGGAGAGUUACACUAGUACCAGUAACAGUACCCCAUUACCAAUGCAAACUGUGGAGAAGUCAAUGUGUGCAUGUUACUGUUGUACUGUUUACGUGGGUGGGUGGGAUGGUCAAAAUUCCUGCACACCUCCAUUGACAGUUUGGGACUGGAAAAGCCUUUGUUUGCUUCAUGUAUUUGUGUGUGUAGUUGCUAUAGAGCCUAACAUUUAGGUAAGGACCACCUGUAACUGUCAGUUAGUUGAAGAACCUAUCGUCUGACAUUUUUGACCACCCCUCCGUGAGCUUGUGGACACUCAAUCCUCCCUUUUUUCUGCUCAUCCCAGGCAAGGUCUCCUUCCCGAAGACUAUCAGAGAGCUAACCGAAGUGCUUAUGAUGACUACUAUGCAGAGUAUUACAAAAACCAGUACGGAGGUAAGAGCCACAGUACCAACCACCAAUGACUUAGUUACAUUGCGACAACUAUGGUAUAAAACCUUACAAUAGUGUUACACUGUCUACUAAACACAAAUAAUUACACUGUUGUAGUCAGUAAUUAUUACUACACAUAGUAAUGUACAUUGGGUUAAGCCUAAUUUACAGUGUACAAAAUAUUAAGAACACCUUCGUAAUAUUGAGUUGCACUCCACCCUUUUGCCCUCAGAACAGCCUUAAUUCGUCGGGGCAUGGACCAACAGUGCAUUCGAAAAGUAUUCAGACCCUUGUGACUUCCACAUUUUGUUACGUUACAGCCUUAUUCUAAAAUUGAUUAAAUUGUUUUUCCCCCCCUCAUCAAUCUACACUGAUUAAAUUGUUUUUCCCCCCCUCAUCAAUCUACACGCAAUACCCCAUAAUGACGAAGCAAAAACAGGUUUUUAAUAGUUUUUGCAAAUGUAAUAAAAAUAAAAACUGAAAUAAAUACAUUUCCAUAAGUAUUCAGACCCUUUACUCAGUACUUUGUUGAAGCACCUUUUGGCAGCGAUUACAGCCUUGAGUCUUCUUGGGUAUGACGCUACAAGCUUGGCACACCUGUAUUUGGGGAGUUUCUCCCAUUCUUCCUCUCAAGCUCUGUCAGGUUGGAUGGGGAGUGUCACGGCACAGCUAUUUUCAGGUCUCUCCAGAGAUGUUGAUCAGGUUCAAGUCUGGGGUCUGGCUGGGCCACUCAAGGACAUUCAGAGACUUGUCCCGAAGCCACUCCUGUGUUGUCUUGGCUGUGUGCUUAGGGUCGUUGUCCUGUUGGAAGGUGAACCUUCGCCCCAGUCUGAGGUUCUGAGCACUUUGGAGCAGGUUUUCAUCAAGGAUCUCUCAGUACUUUGCUCCGUUCAUCUUUCCCUCGAUCCUGACUAGUCUCCCAGUCUCUGCCGCUGAAAAACAUCCCCACAGCAUGAUGCUGCCACCACCAUGCUUCACCAUAGGGAUGGUGCCAGGUUUCAUCCAGAUGUGAUGCUUGGCAUUCAGGCCAAAGAGUUCAAUCUUGGUUUCAUCAGACCAGAGAAUCUUAUUUCUCAUGGUCAGAGUACUUUAGGUGCCUUUUGGCAAACUCCAAGUGGGCUGUCAUGUUCCUUUUACUGAGGAGUAGCUUCUGUCUGGCCACUCUACCAUAAAGGCCUGAUUGGUGGAGUGCUGCAGAGAUGUUUGUCCUUCUGGAAGGUUCUCCCAUCUCCACAGAGGAACUCUGGAGCUCUGUCAGAUUGACCAUUGGGUUCUUGGUCACCUCCCUGACCAAGGCCCUUCUCCCCCAAUUGCUCAGUUUGGCCGGGCGGCCAGCUCUAGGAAGAGUCUUGGUGGUUCCAAACUUAUUCCAUUUAAGAAUGAUGGAGGCCACUGUGUUGUUGGGGACCAAUGCUGCAGACAUUUUUUGGUACCCUUCCCCAGAUCUGUGCCUCGACACAAUCCUCUCGGAGCCCUACGGUCAAUUCCUUCAACCUCAUGGCUUGGUUUUUGCUCUGACAUGCACUGUCAACUGUGGGAGCUUAUAUAGACAGGUGUGUGCCUUUCCAAAUCAUGUCCAAUCAAUAGAAUUUACCACAGGUGGACUCCAAUCAAGUUGUAGAAACAUCUCAAGGAUGGUCAAUGGAAACAGGAUGCACCUGAGCUCAAUUUCGAGUCUCAUAACAAUAAUCAAUACUUAUGUAAAUAAGGUAUUUCUGUUUUACAUUUUUUAUGAAUGUGAAAACAAUUAUAAAAAUCUGUUUUUGUUUUGUCAUUAUUGUGUAUAGAUUGCUUUUUUAAAUAAAAAAUCCAUUAUAGAAUAAGGCUGUAACGUAACAAAGUGGAAAAAGUGAAGGGGUCUGAAUACUUUCCGAAUGCAUUGUAUGUACAUGAAGGCAGGGUAAAGUCAAUAGGCAUCCGGAUAGACAAUGAUGAUAAUAAUAAGGGUAAAAUAAAGAACAGAGUAGCAGCAGAAAAUGAUGAGUGUAAAAGUGUGUGUAUGUUUUUGUGUUGUGUCGGUAUGCGUGUGUGUAUGUAGUGUUAGAAUGUGUGAGGGAUUUUUGUGGGAGUGACAGUAGUGUGUGUGUAUAUACAAAGUCUAAUUAGUGUGCGUAGGGUCAGUGCAAAAUAGUCAGUGCAGAUAAUUCCUGUACCAUUAAUUGACUAUUCAGCAGUCUGGCCAUUUAGCGGUCUUAUGGCUUGGGGGUAGAAGCUGUCUCGGAGCCUGUUGGUACGAGAGCCGAUGCUAGGGUACCGUUUGCAGGACUUUAGCAGAGUGAAAAGUCUAUGGCUUGGGUGGCUGGGGUCUUUGUCAAUUUUCCGGGCCUUCCUCUGACACCGCCUGAUAUAGAGGUCCUGGGCUGUCCGCACCACCCUGUAUAGCACUUUGUGGUGAUGCAGCCAAUCAAGGUACUCUCAAUGGUGCAGCUGUAUAACUUUUUGAGGAUCUGAGGGCCCAUGCCAAACCUUCAGCCUCCUGAGGGGGAAGAGUUGCUGCCGUGCCCUCUUCACGACUGCGGGUUUGUGUGGACGGGUUUGUGUGGACCAUGUUAAGUCUUUAGUGAUAUGGACAACAAGGAACUUAAAGCUCUCGACUCGCUCCACAACAGCCCUGUGGAUGGGGGCGUGCUCUCCCCUCUUUCUCCUAUAGUCCACGAUCAGCUCCUUGGUCUUACUGAGGUUGAGGGAGAGGUUGUUGUUCUGACACCACGCUGCUAAGUCUCUGACCUCCUCCCUGUAGGCUGAUUCAUCGCUGUUGGUGAUCACGCCUACCACCGUUGUGUCGUUAGCAAACUUGAUGGUGUUGGAGACAUGCGCGGCUGCGCAGUCGUGGGUGAACAGGGAGUACAAGAGGGGACUAAGUACACACCCCUGAGGGGCCCCUGUGUUGAGGGUCAGCGUGGCGGAGGUGUUGUCGCCUACCCUCACCUCCUGGAGCUGACCCGUCAGGAAGUCCAGGAUCCAGUUGCAGAGGGAGGGGUUCAGUCCCAGGGUCCCUAGCUUGGUGAUGAGCUUGGAGGGGACUAUGGUGUUGAACGCUGCACUGAACAGCAUUCUCACAAAGGUGUUCCUUUUGUCCUGCUGGGCAGUGUGGAAUGCGAUUGAGAUUGUGUCAUGUGUGGAUCUGUUGGGGCGGUAUGCGAAUUGGAGUGGGUCUAGGGUUUCCGGGAUGAUGGUGUUGAUGUGAGCCAUGACCAGCCUUUCAAAGCACUUCAUGGCUACCGACGUGUGUGCUACGGGGUGGCAAUAAUUUAGGCAGGUUACCUUCGCUUUCUUGGACACAGGGACUAUGGUGGUCUGCUUGAAACAUGUACGUAUUACAGACUCGGUCAAGGAGAGGUUGAAAAUGUCAGUGAAAACACUUGCCAGUUGCUUUGAGUACACAUCCUGGUAAUCCGUCUGGCCCCGCGGCUUUGUGACUGUGUUUAAUGGUCUUGCUCACAUCGGCUACGGAGAGUGUGAUCACACAGUCGUGUGCUCUCAUGCACGCUUCAGUGUUGCUUGCCUCGAAGCGAGCAUAAAAGGCAUUUAGCUCGCCUGGUAGUUUCCCUUUGUAGUCCGUAAUAGUUUGCAAGCCCUGCCACAUCCUUCGAGUGUCAGAGCCGGUGUUGUAGGAUUCAAUUUAGUCCUGUAUUGACGCUUUGCCUGUUUGUUGGUUCAUCUGAGGGCAUAUCGGGAUUUCUUAUAAGCUUCCGGAUUAGUGUCCCGCUCCUUGAAAGCGGCAGCUCUAGCUUUCAGCUCGGUGCAGAUGUUGCCUAUAAUUCAUGGCUUCUGGUUGGGAUAUGCACGUACGGUCGUCAAUGCACUUAUUGAUGAAGCCGGUGACUGAGGUGCUAUACUCCUCAAUGCCAUUGGAUGAAUCCCGGAACAUAUUCUAGUCUGUGCUAGGAAAACUGUCCUGUAGCGUAGCAUCCGCGUCAUCUGACCACUUCCGUAUUGAGCGAGUCACUGGUAUUUCCUGCUUUAGUUUUUGCUUGAAAGCAGGAAUCAGGAGGAUAGAAUUAUGGUCAGAUUUGCCAAGUGGAGGGCGAGGAGAGCUCUGUGUGUGUCUCUGUGUAUUGAGUAAAGGUGGUCGAGAGUUUUUUAUUUCCUCUGGUUGCACGUGACAUGCUGGUAGAAAUUAGGUCAAACGGAUUUAAGUCCCCGGCCACUAGGAGCGCCGCUUCUGGAUGAGCAUUUUCUUGUUUGCUUAUGGCCUUAUAUAGUUGGGUUGGAACUCGUAAGAUGUCGCCCUUCUCCGUCUGUGUUACCUGAUGAUCUUCCCUGAUGUUUUCCUGAACUUUUCAAUACCUCACUUUGUGAUGCAAUUGUUACACCUUUCCUAUAUUCAAGUCAUUUGACAUAUUUUCAUAUUAGCCUUAUGAACAUAUAAACUUUGUUGCAGAUUCUGUCUGUGCUAGAAUGGUUAUAAACACCAUAAAAUUAUAAAAAAAAUUAUAUCGGUAUUGGCGCAGAACUUCCACAUCGGUGCAUCCCUAACUUGAACAUGUAAAACCAGAUAGAAAGUAUGUAGAAAUUAUAAUGAAAUAACUGCCCUUUUUCUGGCUCACAAAUUGAUUUUGAUGAACAAAUCGGUCCCAAAAUAAUCUGUGCGGCCCUCCAUGGAAUUAAGAAAUCCGAUGUGGCCCUCGAGCCAAAAGGUUUGCCCACUCCUGGGUUUAGGAUCACUGCUGUGAAAACAGUGUAACAACAAAUUAUUAAAAUACAGUGGGGAAAAAUAGUAUUUAGUCAGCCACCAAUUGUGCAAGUUCUCCCACUUAAAAAGAUGAGAGGCCUGUAAUUUUCAUCAUAGGUACACGUCAACUAUGACAGACAAAUUGAGAAAAGAAAAUCCAGAAAAUCACAUUGUAGGAUUUGUAAUGAAUUUAUUUGCAAAUUAUGGUGGAAAAUAAGUAUUUGGUCACCUACAAACAAGCAAGAUUUCUGGCUCUCACAGACCUGUAACUUCUUCUUUAAGAGGCUCCUCUGUCCUCCACUCGUUACCUGUAUUAAUGGCACCUGUUUGAACUUGUUAUCAGUAUAAAAUACACCUGUCCACAACCUCAGUCACACUCCAAACUCCACUAUGGCCAAGACCAAAGAGCUGUCAAAGGACACCAGAAACAAAAUUGUAGACCUGCACCAGGCUGGGAAGACUGAAUCUGCAAUAGGUAAGCAGCUUGGUUUGAAGAAAUCAACUGUGGGAGCAAUUAUUAGGAAAUGGAAGACAUACAACAUUUACAUUUAAGUCAUUUAGCAGACGCUCUUAUCCAGAGCGACUUACAAAUUGGUGCAUUCACCCUAUAGCCAGUGGGUUAACCACUUUACAACAACAUUUUUUUAUUUUAUUUUAUUAUUAUUAUUUUUUUUUGGGGGGGGGGGGGCUAGAAGGAUUACUUCAUCCUAUCCCAGGUAUUCCUUAAAGAGGUGGGGUUUCAAAUGUCUCCGGAAGGUGGUGAGUGACUCCGCUGUCCUGGCGUCGUGAGGGAGCUUGUUCCACCAUUGGGGUGCCAGAGCAGCGAACAGUUUUGACUGGGCUGAGCGGGAACUAUGCUUCCGCAGAGGAAGGGGAGCCAGCAGGCCAGAGGUGGAUGAACGCAAUGCCCUCGUUUGGGUGUAGGGACUGAUCAGAGCCUGAAGGUACGGAGGUGCCGUUCCCCUCACUGCUCCAUAGGCAAGCACCAUGGUCUUGUAACGGAUGCGAGCUUCAACUGGAAGCCAGUGGAGUGUGCGGAGGAGGGGGGUGACGUGAGAGAACUUGGGAAGGUUGAACACCAGACGGGCUGCGGCAUUCUGGAUGAGUUGUAGGGGUUUAAUGGCACAGGCAGGGAGCCCAGCCAACAGCGAGUUGCAGUAAUCCAGACGGGAGAUGACAAGUGCCUGGAUUAGGACCUGGCCGCUUCCCGUGUAAGGCAGGGUCGUACUCUCCGAAUGUUGUAGAGCAUGAACCUGCAGGAUCGGGUCACCACCUUGAUGUUAGCGGAGAACGACAGGGUGUUGUCCAGGGUCACGCCAAGGCUCUUCGCACUCUGGGAGGAGGACACAACGGAGUUGUCAACUGUGAUGGCGAGAUCAUGGAACGGGCAGUCCUUCCACUGAUAAUCUCCCUUGAUCUGGGGCUCCACGCAAGAUCUCACCCCGUGGGGUCAAAAUGAUCACAAGAACGGUGAGCAAAAAUCCCAGAACCACACGGGGGGACCUAGUGAAUGACCUGCAGAGAGCUGGGACCAAAGUAACAAAGCCUACCAUCAGUAACACACUACGCCGCCAGGGACUCAAAUCCUGCAGUGCCAGACGUGUCCCCCUGCUUAAGCCAGUACAUGUCCAGGCCCGUCUGAAGUUUGCUAGAGUGCAUUUGGAUGAUCCAGAAGAGGAUUGGGAGAAUGUCAUAUGGUCAGAUGAAACCAAAAUAGAACUUUUUGGUAAAAACUCAACUCGUCAUGUUUGGAGGACAAAGAAUGCUGAGUUGCAUCCAAAGAACACCAUACCGACUGUGAAGCAUGGGGGUGGAAACAUCAUGCUUUGGGGCUGUUUUUCUGCAAAGGGACCAGGAUGACUGAUCCGUGUAAAGGAAAGAAUGAAUGGGGCCAUGUAUCGUGAGAUUUUGAGUGAAAACCUCCUUCCAUCAGCAAGGGCAUUGAAGAUGAAACGUGGCUGGGUCUUUCAGUAUGACAAUGAUCCCAAACACACCGCCCGGGCAACGAAGGAGUGGCUUCAUAAGAAGCAUUUCAAGGUCCUGGAGUGGCCUAGCCAGUCUCCAGAUCUCAACCCCAUAGAAAAUCUUUGGAGGGAGUUGAAAGUCUGUGUUGCCCAGCGACAGCCCCAAAACAUCACUGCUCUAGAGGAGAUCUGCAUGGAGGAAUGGGCCAAAAUACCAGCAACAGUGUGUGAAAACCUUGUGAAGACUUACAGAAAACUUUUGACCUGUGUCUUUGCCAACAAAGGGUAUAUAACAAAGUAUUUAGAAACUUUUGUUAUUGACCAAAUACUUAUUUUCCACCAUAAUUUGCAAAUAAAUUCAUAAAAAAUCCUACAAUGUGAUUUUCUGGAUUCUUUUUCUCAUUUUGUCUGUCAUAGUUGAAGUGUACCUAUGAUGAAAAUUACAGGCCUCUCUCAUCUUUUUAAGUGGGAGAACUUGCACAAUUGGUGGCUGACUAAAUACUUUUUUUCCCCACUGUACUUGUUUUUCCAGUUAUUCCCUUUUUCUGCACUUUUCUCUCUACGCGUAUUCUGACCUUGAACUUAAGCAUGAGAAACAUGAAGGUGUGGUGGAUGUGUGUCUACAGAUGCGCCAUGUUCUGACCUUGACUUAAUUCCCCUCAUAAUUCCACCCCCUUUACGCGUGAUGAAACGAUGAAUAAGAUUGAGUAACCUAUCGGUUCCAAGUGGAACAUCUACUUUCUUUUUCAGAUAGAAAUAACACCAUUAUCCAUACACUGCAAUUUACAAAUUGAGAAGAGAUAUUGAUAAGAGCUAGGUAAGCCAUUUGGAUAAGGGGAUUGUAAAUAUAAAUGACAAUUGUUUUAGAUCUAUUUUACCUUAUCGCUGGAGACAAAUGUGAAACCAGUCAUAUGGCAGUAAACUGAAGUGUAUAUAAACAUAUCACCUUUUCCACAGUGAAGUUUAUGAAAUGCUGGCCUUAUAAUUUGGGAUGAAAUUUGGAGACCCAGGCUAUAGGCUUCUGUAGCCAUGCGCAAAUUACAGUAUAGCGCCAAACCUACCGAGUUGAUUUAUAAUUUCUAGAAUGUUUUAAUUAUAUGCCCGGACUUUCCACUCUUUUUUAAAAAAUCAAUUUGUAUGGUGUUAAAUAUUAGCCACUCUGUAUCCACCAUCAGUUAUACCCACAUGCAUUUAUAACGGUCACUGACUUUCGUGUUAGUUCCCUUACAUUUUGCAUCAUUCCAUUACAUCGUUAGUUUACCUUUCUUUCUUCUGUCACCUUUGUGUGGUUCUUACUGAGGAUCGCUAGCAAUAGUGGAUCAUAUUAGGUUAACGUAGGCCAUUACAAGUUGUGCAAUAAUUUGGGACAUGUAGCCUAUUUGAAUCAUUAUGGACAGACCAUAUUUAGCAGUUUUAAACCUGGAGCCUGGCGCAUGGUUCACGACGACUGGACCGUUGUCAUCACAAUUCCAUGAUUAGUGAGAAUUAUUAGGGUAGAUUUAUAGGACUACAGUUCAACACCUAUCGUACACUUUUUAACCUUCUAAUAUUUCAUGGAUUGAACUAUUUGAAUAUGGCAACUUUCAGGAUAAAUCAAACAAAUUUUUUAUUCACCAAUAUAUUUCAUGCGUAAAGGCUCUCCAAACCGUUAUUUAUUUGUAUUAUUCAUCAAUACUUUCCUAAUACAAAAUUAUUUACAAGAUCUGAAUAUUUUAAAAUCUACCAAUUGGUGCUGAAAAGGAGAAAAUAUGUGUGUAUUUACAUCGCUUUCUUUCAUUGAUCCCUAAUAUUCUGAACCGUUCUCUCCAUAUAUUCUAGUGAGUCUGUUGAGAAAAUUCUAAUUAAAGGUACACCAAAUUUAAAGGGAUGGCUUUAGAUAAAUGUACUGAAAACCCUAUUGAAUGAAAACUCCAUGAGAAAAUCUGUUGUCCAGCAAGUGGGAGGGUUUUCAGCGGUUUAAUAAAAUGUAUUCAGCGCACAAUAGGGAACCACGCCUGGAAAGCCCGUUACGCACCUGCAUAAGAUCUGAAUACCAACUACGGAGAAGUACGUAGGAAAGGCGUACAUUUCUUCUGAAUCGGGCCCUUAGUGAAUAGGUGCUGCCAGCAAUAGACAAUGUACAAACAGAAUACAGACACAAAGUCAACAUACAAAAUAUACAUACAUAAUUGACAAUAUAAAUACAGUAAACAUCAGGAUUAAUUGCAACAACAAUGAUAUAAUAAUAAGAACUCUAAUGGAGUGUAGCUAACGUUGACGUAAUCCUGAUGGUCUCCACUGGUCUCUGUGUUUGUUCAGACCGGAGCAGGUGGGAGGGCUACAAUGCUUCAGCAGGCGCUUACGACCCCCGCUACAGAGACUACUAUGACCAGAACUACUGGUACAACUACAACCCUGAGGCCUACCGGGGCAGGGAGGCUGCCUACUACAACCAGCAGCCCACCCAGCAGUACCCUGCCGCCACCGCCAGGUAUUCGGUUAUACAGCCUUGAUUGUUGUAAAAAUAUAUAUUCUGGGUCAUUUUUUCAUUGAGAUAUAAUGUCACUAAUGAUAGGGAAAAACAAAUGGGUAGAGGAAUACAGAAUGAAGGUGCAGGCAGGGUUUGAAACCAUGCCGCAAGGGGCAAUGUGUGGUCCGGAGUUAGAAGUGCUACCACUAAACCAGACUAUGGAUUAAUUAGCACUUGAUUGAUUAGCACUUCCAGAUGCUCAGUCAUAGUGGUUUACAUUUGGUAUUUAGCUUAACUCGCCUCAUCCACAACCAACUUGUAACAUCCAUCACACACUACAGGAGCAAGAAUGACUGAAUUCAAAAGUCCAGCAUUUCUACUUCGAUGGCUGUUGUCUAUAUUGUGAUUUCUGUUCUCUGUUGUGGUAAUGAUUGUGGGCUAAACUCUAACUUUCUAAUAAAAGUUUGACAUAUUUAUGUUGAAGGGAUGGUUCACCUGAAUUACAAAAUUACAUAUUUGUUUCUUUACCUUGUAAGGGAAAAAAGUAUUUGAUCCCCUGCUGAUUUUGUAUGUUUGCCCACUGACAAAGACAUGAUCAGUCUAUAAUUUUAAUGGUAGGUUUAUUUGAACAGUGAGAGACAGAAUAACAACAAAAAAAUCCAGAAAAAUGCAUGUCAAAAAUGUUAUAAAUUGAUUUGCAUUUUAAUGAGGGAAAUAAGUAUUUGACCCCUCUGCAAAACAUGACUUAGUACUUGGUAGCAAAACCCUUGUUGGCAAUCACAGAGGUCAGAUGUUUCUUGUAGUUGGCCACCAGGUUUGCACACAUCUCAGGAGGGAUUUUGUUCCACUCCUCUUUGCAGAUCUUCUCCAAGUCAUUAAGGUUUUGAGGCUGACGUUUGGCAACUCGACCCUUCAGCUCCCUCCACAGAUUUUGAAUGGGAUUAAGGUCUGGAGACUGGCUAGGCCACUCCAGGACCUUAAUGUGCUUCUUCUUGAGCCACUCUUUUGAUGCCAAAGAGCUCGAUUUUGGUCUCAUCUGACCACAACACUUUCACUCAGUUCUCCUCUGAAUCAUUCAGAUGUUCAUUGGCAAACUUCAGACGGCCCUGUAUAUUUCUUGAGCAGGGGGACCUUGCGGGCCCUGCAGAAUUUCAGUCCUUCACGGCUUAGUGUGUUACCAAUUGUUUUCUUGGUGACGAUGAUCCCAGCUGCCUUGAGAUCAUUGACAAGAUCCUCCCGUGUAGUUCUGGGCUGAUUCCUCACCAUUCUCAUGAUCAUUGCAACUCCACGAGGUGAGAUCUUGCAUGGAGCCCCAGGCCGAGGGAGAUUGACAGUUAUUUUGUGUUUCUUCCAUUUGCGAAUAAUCGCACCAACUGUUGUCACCUUCUCACCAAGCUGCUUGGCAAUGGUCUUGUAGCCCAUUCCAGCCUUGUGUAGGUCUACAAUCUUGUCCCUGACAUCCUUGGAGAGCUCUUUGGUCUUGGCCAUGGUGGAGAGUUUGGAAUCUGAUUGAUUGAUUGAUUGCUUCUGUGGACAGGUGUCUUUUUAUACAGGUAACAAGCUGAGAUUAGGAGCACUCCCUUUAAGAGUGUGCUCCUAAUCUCAGCUCGUUACCUGUAUAAAAGACACCUGGGAGCCAGAAAUCUUUCUGAUUGAGAGGGGGUCAAAUACUUAUUUCCCUCAUUAAAAUGCAAAUCAAUUUAUAACAUUUUUGACAUGCGUUUUUCUGGAUUUUUUUGUUGUUAUUCUGUCUCUCACUGUUCAAAUAAACCUACCUUUAAAAUUAUAGACUGAUCAUUUCUUUGUCAGUGGGCAAACGUGCAAAAUCAGCAGGGGAUCAAAUACUUUUUUUCUCCUCACUGUAUGGACAAGGACAUGGUGCAUUCCAUGGGUUAGGUUUGUUUACUUAGCCACUGCCACCACCUCCUAACUUUUGGGGUGAACUACCCCUUUAAUGAGAGACCAGCCCUGAAAUGAUUGUUCUGCAUUCCAAUCUCAGCGUUAGUAAUCGCCCCCCAGUGUGAUGAUUGUUGUGCCGCCUAACAUGGCCAAGUCUAGUUCUAAUGGAGUUUCUGUGUGUAGGCCACAUGGCUAUGACGACCAGUGGCGCUACUAUCCUGGUUACGAUGCCAGUUUUGACGAUGACUACCGGCGGCAGAGGGACCCGUACAGGGACGAUUUUGACAGACGGAGCGUCCACAGCGAACAGUCGGCCCACAGUCUACACAGCUCCCAAAGCCAUCGCAGCCGACGCAGCAGCUUUAGCUCCCGCUCACAACAGGUUUGUGUGUCUAUAUGGAUUUGAGAAAGACUGUCUUAAUUUCCUCCCAGUGUUGGUACUUUUUUCUUUGUUUUUAGUGUGGGUCAUCACAUCUGUGUGUGAAUCACUUUUGUGUUGUAGUUUCUUCAAACCAUCCAAAAUAUUAACUAAUGUACCCCCCUCUGCCCUGUAGAGCGAGGUGUAUAGGUCCCAGCCUGACCUGACAGCGGUUUACGACCCCACUGUGUCUACCCUGCCUGUGGACUACUCCUAUGGACAAUACCCAGAGCAGACGGACCCCGGACAGAGCUUCAGCCAGUACCCCUACACCUCGGGCUACCAGGCAGACGACAGCACCUGGGUUGCCGCUGAGCAGCGUAAGAACAUUGUUACUGGUAACAUUCAUUUGUCAUUUCUGGUUUGCAGAAUAGAAGAAAGAACCAGUAGGUGUUGAGUCCGAUGAGUGAUUCUGACUGAUCUGGGGAUUUUCCUGAUUGCUGACCUUAUCUGAUUCUUGAAAUGGCUUGUAGCCUUUUCCCCUCUGAUUUGUCUCGAUUGUGCUCGUCACAGUCCUGAGUAGUGGAAAUUGGAACAGAAUGUUCAGUCUGUUCAGAUUUUGGAUUGUUGAUAAAGUUCUCCCUCUCCCCCCCAGCUCCUCCUCGUCCCGUUACUCCAGAGAAGUACUCGGUAUCCCACCGCUGUGCCCGCUUCGGGCCAGGGGGUCAGCUGAUCCAGGUCCUGCCCAACCUCCCCUCGGCCGGCCAGCCUGCUCUAGUGGAGAUCCACAACAUGGAGGUAACCCUGUGAACCCAACCCACAACCCAGCCUUCUGAUCGGCUGAGGCCGGAAUUCAAUCGUCACCGAUAGCGUUUCAAAGAGCACUGGAAAUAAUAAAUCCAUACUGGGAUUCAAACAAAUAUUUGAAGUACGGGUGUGGCUUUGUGUCAAUAAUAUCCCAUGGUAAUAUCCAUGUGAUGUCAAUCUUUAAAUACACAGGGAGGUGAUGGGAUGUCCACUAAGCAGCUUGUGAAGUGUGUUGGCCAUAAUGAGGUUGACAUCUUCAAUACAGCAUAAAUAACCUGAGAAGAAUGUUGUAGUUCAGGCAAAUUCAAAUCUGGACCUUGAAGCCAGUAACACUGCUGAUUUUCAUUCUUCCUCUCUAAUCAAGGACUGAUUUAGACCUGGAACACCAAGUGGGUGCAAUUAAUUAUCAGGUAGAACAGAAAACCAGCAGUACUCUGGAUCCUUCAGGGUCUGAUUUGAAUACCCCUGAUGUAGUAGGUAGUUGUGCUAUGGGCUCUUACUUACUUUAGGUCAGCUAGGUGCUGAACAUGGCCCUGGUGUUUCACCGUCUGCUUCGGUGGUGUUGAUGCUUCUGAUGAGUCAGCUAGUCUGUGUAAGACAUCCUUAACUGGGGGUCUGUCAUUGAUUGUUGUGAGAAGGUGUGAGGAACGAUCAGCAUUUUAGCACAUGGGUGUAAGGAUACGAAUGGACUGAGAUUGGCAAUGACUAGAGGAGAUGGCGGUUCACUUGCAGCUCAUGUAUCAUCAGACGGAUACAGAACUGAACAUGCAUGAAGGAUUUACCACAGCUGAAUUCUGUAUAUAGCAUAUUUUAUACCCGACGUAAGUACGCAACGCAAGUACGCCAUUAGCUACGCAAAAUUGCUUUCUUGCGUAGUUGCAUCGUGUUACAGAUUUUGACCUGCACACUUGUGUGUAUUUUUGUGACGUAAGUACGCAGGACAGCCAUUUUGCACAGCUAAUAAACUAGGCUGUUAUAGAUUAGGCAAUACAGAUGCUAAACAAAGUCAUUGUUUUAUUAUCCACCAUAGGAAAAAACACAAUUUGAUUAGAUUGUGAAAGUAUGACCAUUAAAUGUCCUUUUGAAGUGUAAUUCUCGAACAUCUCUUGUUCUUCCUACAGACGAUGCUGCAGGACACACCAGACCAGUCCGAGCUGCGCUCCUUCCCCGGACCGCUUUUGAAGUAAGAGCGCUUUGACCUUUCACCCUUAACCCCUAAUGCCUAGUCUCCUAGGAUGAGAUAAAGAUAAGGCUAGAUCCUAGCUAGUCUCUAACCCCAACUGCUUAGCUACGUGUUCUACCUGCUUGUCGGUCUGUGUGAGAUUGAUUACAUUGCAGGCGGACUAUGCAGAAGGAUUGAUCUACAAAUCAACUUGUAUCCCAAAUUCUGUGAUCAAAAUGAGCAAUUCUGUGCCUCGCCUUGCUCAAACUGGUUCCCUCAAACAAGCUGUGUGUUACUUCUCACAGGGAGGAGACUCACAAGGUCGACGUGAUAAAGUUCUCCCAGAACAAAGGCCUGGAGUGUGCCCGCAACAACGACCUCCUGGACAAGGACUCGGCUGCCCUCCUCUGGGACUUCAUCGUGCUGCUGUGUAGGCAGAACGGGGUAAGACUGGUGGUCGGAGGUGGGACAAGACUCUUAGAUUAUAUAUAUAGUUUCAUUGUCUGUUUAUUACAGAUGCAUUAAAAGACAACAACAAAAAGAUAAACAUGGUAUAGACCCUUCAAAUUCAAAUUUGGACCUUGAAGCCAGUUCCACUGCUUUUUUUUAUAUUCUUCCCUUCUAAUUAGGGACUGAUUUAGACCUGGGACACCAGGUGGGUGCCAUUAUCAGGCAAAACAGAAAACCAGCAAUAUAUCUGGACCUUUAAGGGUUGGAUUUAAAUAACCCUGUUAUAGACCGUUGCAUCGAGCAUACACAGACCGUUGCAUCAGACAUACUUGUGUGUACAGUGCAUUCUGAAAGUAUGCAGACCCCUUCCCUUUUUCCACAUUUUGUUACGUUACUGCCUUAUUCAAAAAUGGAUUUAAUUAAUUAAUUUCCUCAUCAAUCUACACCAGGGGUGCCCAACCAGUCGAUCGCGAUCUACUGGUCGAUCGCGGAUUGCUUGCCAGUCGAUCGUGAGAUGAUUAUACAUCUACAAAAAUUCAGCCACACAAAUCAAUGCCUAUAAUCUCUUUAUGUUUUAAUGUUCGACAGUCCUCCAUUCACAGCAAUGUCUGAAAAGUCACGUGAUUUACAUAAAAUAUGACCAGUCCCUGCCCACUUAUUGACGUAUGCCUACUUAGUGCGGUUAGAUGCCGCCCGCCAACUCCAAGUCGAGGUCACGGUGAUGCCAGGCAGGUAGCUAGCUAGCUAACUUUGUAGCCAGAUUAGUUCUUAAAUUGUGUGGUGGACAGCAGCAAUAAUGAGUGAAGGGAAGGAUACAAAAAACAGAAAACGUAUCAUUUCCACAAGGAAUGGGAGGAGGAUAAUUUUUUCGUCAUGUCAAACUCAAAAUGUGUGUGCCUCAUCUGCCAUAAUAGCAUCGCUAUUCCAAAGAAAGGUAACAUAGAACGACAUUUUAAAACCACACACAAAACCCAAGAAAGAGAUUUUCCAGCAAAGACUGAAUUACGAAGAAGAAAGGUACAAGAACUAAACAAUCAACUGGCAGUGCAGCAGUCCAUUUUCAUAAGGCCUGUGACCAAAGGGAAGGCGGCAACCAUAGCAUCUUAUCGUGUGAGUCACGUUCUUGCUAAGCAUAAAAAGUUGUUAAAAAGAAAAAAAAGAAAAGCCAUUUAGCAGACGCUUUUAUCCAAAGCGACUUACAGUCAUGCGUGCAUACAUUUUUUGUGUAUGGGUGGUCCAGGGGAUCAAACCCACUACCUUGGCGUUACAAGCGCCGUGCUCUACCAGCUGAGCUACAGAGAUUAUCAAAGAAGCAUUUAUUGAGGCUGCAGACUCGCUGUUUGUGGAUUUUAAGAAUAACAUUCAGUUGUCCAGAAAUACGGUGACAAGAAGAUGUGAGGGAUUAGCGGAGAACCUCGAGGAUCAACUGAAGAAGGAUAUCGACAACUGCGAGUAUUAUUCCCUCCAGUUUGAAGAGUCCACAGAAAUGGUAGAUGUGGCACAGUUAUGCAUUUUCAUCAGAAUGGUAUUUGACAACAUGAGUACAAAGGAGGAACUACUCGCCAUUUUGCCACUGAAAGGACAUACAAGAUAUUUUGUAUGCUUUUUAUGGAGUUUGCUAGCAAAUUCCAACUUCCCUUUUGUAAGCUUGUCUCCAUUACUACCGAUGCGGCGCCUGCUAUGGUAGGCCGCAUUAGUGGGUUUGUUGCAUUGUACAAACGAGAUUAUUCUUUCCCGGACUUUCUUAGUUAUCACUGCGUAAUUCAUCAGCAAGCUUUGUGCGGGAAGAUGUUAAACAUGAAAGAGGUGAUGGAUGUUGCGAUGAAGAUUGUGUGUUCUAUUCGAGCAAGAAGCCUACAGCGGAAGCUAUUUUGCGCUCACUUAGAAGAGACUGAAGCGGAGCACACAGACCUGCUGCUGCACACGGAUGUGCGGUGGCUGAGCCGAGGUACAUUUUUAGGGAGAUUCAGUUAGUUGUUGCCUGAAAUCAAGGAGUUUUUCAAGGUCUCCAAACAUGCAGAAUAUGCUCAGCUAGAGGACACAGUGGCUCCUGGAUGUAGCUUUUCUCACUGACCUAACUUACAUUCUUAAUGAAUUGAAUGUAGAGCUGCAAAGAAAAGGCAACCGUAAUCGACAUGAUCAGCUCUGUGAACACUUUUAAAUGCAAACUACAACUGCUCACAAGAAAGCUGCAAUGUAAGGACCUGCACUUCUUUCAACACAUGCGUUCAGAACUUGAACGUCAGGGCAAGGAUACAGCACAACUUGACAGUGCACGUUACGUGGAGCAAGUCCAGAGCAUCUUAUCUGAGUUUGACAGUCGUUUCACUGACUUUGCAUCACUUGAGCCUAUUGCCACUUACGUGCUUUCCGUUUGGCACAGACAUAAAUGUGGAAGUCAUUGCCUCCAAAAUGGGAUCACUUUCUCAGUUGGACACAACUAUAGCAGAAACUGAAAUUCUCACACUUCAAAAUGACAUUCAGCUGAAAUCCAGGGCAACCACUGAGAUGAAGGAAUAGUUCUGGGAGCUACUGCUAGAGGAGAAGUAUCCCAACAUAAGAAGAUGUGCUCUCAACUUAUCAGCCCUUUUUGGAUCAACCUACCUUUGUGAGUCUACAUUUUCUCACAUGAAGAUAAUAAAGUCCAAGUACAGAUCUACAGUCGUGGUCAAAAGUUUUGAGAAUGACACAAAUACUAAUUUUCACAAAGUCUGCUGCCUCAGUUUUGAUGAUGGCAAUUUGCAUAUACUCUAGAAUGUGAUGAAGAGUGAUAAGAUGAAUUGCAAUUAUUUGCAAAGUCCCUCUUUGCCAUGAAAAUGAACUUAAUCCCCCAAAAACAUUUCCACUGCAUUUCAGCCCUGCCACAAAAGGACCAGCUGCCAUCAUGUCAGUGAUUCUCUCGUUAACACAGGUGAGUGUUGACGAGGACAAGGCUGGAGAUCACUCCAUCAUGGUGAUUGAGUUAGAAUAACAGACUGGACGAUUUAAAAGGAGGGUGGUCCUUGAAAUCAUUGUUCUUCCUCUGUUAACCAUGGUUACCUGCAAGGAAACACGUGCCGUCAUCAUUGCUUUGCACAAAAAGGGCUUCACAGGCAAGGAUAUUGCUGCUAGUAAGAUUGGACCUAAAUCAACCAUUUAUCGGAUCAUCAAGAACUUCAAGGAGAGAGGUUCAAUUGUUGUGAAGAAGGCGUCAGGGUGCCCAAGAAAGUCCAGCAAGCGCUAGGACCGUCUCCUAAAAUUGAUUCAGCUGCGGGAUUGGGGCACCACCAGUGCAGAGCUUGCUCAGGAAUGGCAGCAGGCAGGUUUGAGAGCAUCUGCACGCACAGUGAGGCGAAGACUUUUGGAGGAUGGCCUGGUGUCAAAAAGGGCAGCAAAGAAGCCACUUCUCUCCAGGAAAAACAUCACGGACAGACUGAUAUUCUGCAAAAGGUACAGGGAUUGGACUGCUGAGGACUGGGGCUACCAUCAGCGCUACCAUCAGUCCUGUGUCAUGCCAACAGUAAAGCAUCCUGAGACCAUUCAUGUGUGGGGUUGCUUCUCAGCCAAGGGAGUGGGCUCACUCACAAUUUUGCCUAAGAACACGGCCAUGAAUAAAGAAUGGUACCAACACAUCCUCCGAGAGCAACUUCUCCCAACCAUCCAAGAACAGUUUGGUGAUGACCAAUGCCUUUUCCAGCAUGAUGGAGCACCUUGCCAUAAGGCAAAAGUGAUAACUAAGUGGCUCGGGGAACAAAACAUCGAAAUUUUGGGUCCAUGGCCAGGAAACUCCCCAGACCUUAAUCCCAUUUGAGAACUUGUGGUCGAUCCUCAAGAGGCGGGUGGACAAACAAAAACCCACAAAUUCUGACAAACUCUAAGCAUUGAUUAUGCAAGAUGGGCUGCCAUCAGUCAGGAUGUGGCCCAGAAGUUAAUUGACAGCAUGCCAGGGCGGAUUGCAGAGGUCUUGAAAAAGAAGGGUCAACACUGCAAAUAUUGACUCUUUGCAUAAACUUAAUGUAAUUGUCAAUAAAAGCCUUUGACACUUAUGGAAUGCUUGUAAUUAUACUUCAGUAUACCAUAGUAACAUCUGACAAAAAUAUCUCAUAACACUGAAGCAGCGAACUUUGUGAAGACCAAUACUUGUGUCAUUCUCAAAACUUUUGACCACGACUGUACUAUGACUGAUGACCACCUUGUGGCCUGUAUGAGACUUGCAACAAGCUGACUAUGAAAAACGACUUGCCUCCACCCAAUGCCAAAAGUCACACUAAGGUAGGAAAUGAAAUUAGUUGCACUUAUUUGUGGAAAACAUGUUAAUGGUCCACAUUAUAUUUGGGUAUCAAAUAGGUAUCAUAGUGGCAGGUCCAUACUCAGUGGUGUGUUGCGUUUCAUACAUUUUGUUGGUUGGUUUAGAUUUAGAGACUGGUAGAUCUCAUCAGGCUGGCAAAUGAAAAAGUAGAUCUCACAUCAAAGAAGGUUGGGCACACCUGAUCUACACACAAUACCCCAUAAUGACAAAGCGAAAACAGUUUUUUAGAAGUUUUUGCAAAUGUAUUACAAAUAAAAAACAGAUACCUUAUUUACGUAAGUAUUCUGAACCUUUUCUAUGAGACUCUAAAUUGAGCUCGGGUGCAUUCUGUUUCCAUUGAUCAUCCUUGCGAUGUUUCUACAACUUGAUUGGAGUCAACCUGUGGUAAAUUCUAUUGGUUGGACAUGAUUUGGAAAGGCACACAUGUCUAUCUAUAUAAGCUCCCACAGUUGACAGUGCAUGUCAGAGCAAAAACCAAGACAUGAGGUCGAAGGAAUUCUCCAUAGAGCUCAGAGACAGGAUUGUGUCGGCACAGAUCUGGGGAAGGGUAUGAAAAAAUGUCUGCAGCAUUGAAGGUCCCCAACAACACAGUGGCCUCCAUCAUUCUUAAAUGGAAGAAGUUUGGAACCACCAAGACUCUUCCUAGAAUUGUCCGCCUGGCCAAACUGCGCAAUCGGGGAGAAGGGCCUUGGUCAGGGAGGUGACCAAGAACCCGAUGGUCACAUGGGUGACAGAGCUCCAGAGUUGCUCUGUGGAGAUGGGAGAACCUUCCAGAAGGACAACCAUCUCUGCAGCCCUCCACCAAUCAAGGCCUUUAUGGUAGAGUGACCAGACGGAAGCCACUCAGUAAAAGGAACAUGACAGCCCACUUGGAGUUUGCCAAAAGGCACCUAAAGGACUAUAUGACCAUGAUAAACAAGAUUCUCUGGUCUGAUGAAUCCAAGAUUGAACUUUUUGGCCUGAAUGCCAAGCGUCACGUUUGGAGGAAACCAGGCACCAUCCCUACGGUGAAGAAUGGUGGUGGCAGCAUCAUGCUGUGGGGAUGUUUUUCAGCGGCAGGGACUGGGAGACUAGCCAGGAUCAAGGGAACGAUAAACAGAGCAAAGUACAGAGAGAUCUUGAUGAAAACCUGCUCCAGUGCGCUCAGGACCUCAGGACACCUUCCAACAGGACAGCGACCCUAAGCGCACAGCCAAGACAAUGCAGAAGUGGCUUCGGGACAAGUCUCUGAAUGUCCUUGAGUGGCCCAGCCAGAACCCGAUCGAACAUCUCUGGAGAGACCUGAAAAUAGCUGUGCAGCGAAGCUCCCCAUCCAACCUGACAGAGCUUGAGAGGAUCUGCAGAGAAGAAUGGGAGAAACUCCCCAAAUACAGGUGUGCCAAGCAUGUGUCAUACCCAAGAAGAGUCUAGGCCAGGGGUGUCAAACGUCCGGCCCGCGGGCCGGAUCAGGCCCGCAAACGGGUUUAAUCCGGCCCGCGAGAUGAUUUUGUAAAGUAUAAAAAUGAGCUGCAAUUUUUCAAUAAAAGAAACUGCUGUUCCAAUUGUGUCCACUGGAUGUCGCAAUAGCAAUUGUGUUAAGCAAGCAAACUGUUUAUACCGGGGCAGAGCAAAUAGGUCAAGCAAGUGCAGCCAGUCCAGAUGAGCUACUUUUUUAUGCCCGCAAUAUUUAUUACGGCUUCUACUUUUAACAUUAUGUGCUUUGGCACCCUCAUUGCCCCAAUAUGUCUCUGACAAAAAAGAGAAAAGUGGACGCAGAGUGCAGAGUGUUCCAAGAAAAAUUGUCAUCCUUCUAUUUAUUCACGGAAUUGAAUGGGAAAGCUGUAUGUUUGGUGUGUUCACAGCAUGUUGCAGUGCUGAAAGAAUAUAACCUUUGUCGCCACUAUGUGAGUCUUCAUGCCGACAAAUAUGACAACUUUCAAGGACAGCGGAGAAGAGAGAAGGUGAAUGAACUGUUGGUGGGUCUGAAGAAACAGCAGUCUGUGUUUACUCACAGCCGAGACAUCAGUGACGCUGCAGUGAAAGCUAGCUACCUCAUUGCUAAUGAAAUCGCAGUGGCUUCAAAACCAUUUAGUGAGGUUGAAUUUGUAAAAACAUGCAUGAUGAAGGCAGCAGAGAUUGUGUGCCCUGAAAAGCACCAGGCUUUUGCAAAUAUCAGCCUGACAAGAAACACAGUUGCAGACAGGAUUUCCGAUCUUUCAGUGGAUUUGGACAGCCAGUUGAAGCAAAAAGUAAAGUCAUUUAUUGCGUUUUCGGUUGCAAUUGAUGAAAGCACGGACAUUACAGAUGUUGCACAACUAGCCAUUUUCAUCCGCGGAGUUGAUGACACAUUGACCGUCACAGAGGAGUUCGUGGAGUUGGUGCCGAUGACAGAUACAACGACAGCAGCUGAUAUUUUCACUGCACUCGUCGGCGCGCUGGACAGGGUCGGAGUGGACUGGUCCCGCGCUGUCAGCCUGGCUACAGAUUGUGCGCCCUCAAUUAUCGGGAAAAAAGCAGGCGUUGUGACAAAGUUCAGAGAGAAAGUGCAAUCUGCAAAUGGAGGACGUGAUUUUUGGACAUUUCACUGUAUUUUGCACCAGGAGGCUUUGUGUUGCAAGUCAUUAAAGAUGGAUAACGUCAUGAAGGUGGUCAUCCAAACUGUUAAUUUCAUCCGAUCCAGAAGCCUGAAUCACUGUCAGUUUGACAGCCUUCUCAGAGAGAAAGACCACAUCUAUGGCCUGCCAUACCACACUGAGGUAAGAUGGUUAAGCCGAGGUGCUGUGCUGAGGCGUUUCUUUGAUUUACGAGAAGAAAUUGAACAGUUCAUGGAAGAAAAGGGCAAACCAGUGUUAGAAUUUAAUUCCGCAGAAUGGAUGCAGGACCUUGCAUUUAUGGUGGAUGUUACAGAGCACCUGAAUAACUUGAACAAACAGCUGCAAGGGCGCAAAGUUGCCACGCAGUAUUAUGACAGCAUACGUUCUUUCAAGUUGACGCUGUCAUUGUGGGAGACGCAACUCGCCGGUGGUGAUGCAGCUCACUUCCCCUGUCUGAAAAAUGUGUGCGCGACCCAACAUGUGGCAGACAUGAAGCGGUUCAAAGAUAAAAUAACGGGACUGUUAAGGGAGUUUGAGCAACGCUUUCAGAUUUUUGGUGAACUGGAGAAAGACUUAAAAGUUUUUUGUUCGCCAUUCACCGUGAAUCCCUCUCAUCUGCCCGUCAGCAUCCAACUUGAAAUAAUAGACUUGCAGUGUGACUCGGAUUUGAAGGGCAAAUUUGCCGCAGCUGGCUUGGACACAUUUUAUCAGAAUCUCUUGCCAGGUUACCCCAACUUGACAGCCCUCGCUGCAAAACUGUUGUGUAUGUUUGGAAACACAUAUCUUUGUGAGCAAGUUCUCUGUAAUGAGCAUAAAUAAAACAAAGCUGCGCUCAAGGCUCACGCACAAGCACUUGAAUCACAUCCUGAAGUUGGCUGCCACUCAGGAUGUGACGCCUGAUAUUGAUGCGCUGGUGAAAGCUAAAAGAUGCCAGGUAUCAGGAGUCAAAUAAACUAUGCAACCCCACUUAAAGUGCUGCAUGAGACACCCUGAUAUAGUUCUGUGAUAUACUUCUGUGAAUCACUGAGGCAUUGUGUGUUUGUGUGUUGUUUGUCCUCAGAAUUUCAAAUAACUUGAGGUGUUUUAUGAUUAAUAGUGAUGUUGUGCUUUUGGACACACUGUCCUCAGGCUCCAGCUUUAUGUUUAUGUUUUUAUGUUGAUGUGCUAUUGUUUUUAAUUUAUUUUAUUUUAUUUGUAUAUUUAACCUAUUCUUGACUCUGUGGUUCUUGCACUUGUUUGGGGAACAGGAUUUCAUUAUUUGUAUCUACAUUUCUGCCUGAGAAAUGACACCCUGAUAUAGUUCUGUGAUCUGUGAAACAGUUAUGUGAAUCACUGAGGCAUUGUGUGUUUGUGUGUUCUUUUUCUUUAGAAUUUUCAAAUAAACUUCAGGUGUUUUAUGAUUAAUAGUGAUGUUGUGCUUGUACUAUUUUGGACACACUGUCCUCAGGUUCCAGCUUUGUUUUAUGUUGAUAGUAUUAAAACAAAGAAAACAAUCUGAAGUUGUUGUUUUUAAGUUAUAUAUACCAUGAUUUUACCGGUCCGGCCCACUUGGGAAUAGAUUUUCCUCCAUGUGGCCCCUGAGCUAAAAUGAGUUUGACACCCCUGGUCUAGGUUGUAAUCGCUGCCGAAGGUGCUUUAACAAAGUACUGAGUAAAGGGUCUGAAUACUAAUGUAAAUGUAAUCAUUUCUAAAAAUCUGUUUUUGCCUUGUCAUUAUGAGGUAUUGAUUGAUUGAGGGGGGGCAAAAACAAUUUAAUCAAUUUUAGAAUAAGGCUGUAACGUAACUCUCUGACAACAAGCAGUUUAAACUCGCCAUUUGCAUUUGAGGUUUGGUCCAACAAUCGUCAUAUGGACACAGAAACACUUCCACAUAAUUUUUCUGUAAUAGAUGAGAACUUAACCUUUCUAACGAUACCCUUUUUCUGUCUCAACUCAAAAUGUAGAACAAAGCAGACCUUACUAAAACGCGAGUAUCAAUGAACAUGUUGUGGAAAAUGUAUGCUCAGUUUCUGACGCGCGUGGCAUUCGAAUAUUCCUGACCGUUAGAAAUGUAGUGUAUUGACCAUUAAUUGUGCAACAAAGCUUAGAAAGUAGAACAAAAUUGAGAUAUAUAUUGUGACCCACCCAUAAGUUUGAAAGAAUCAAGAUGAUUUUUAGGUCAUAUAGCCCAGCCCUAGCAUGGGGUAAUUGUCUUGCUGGAAGAUCAACUUGCGGCCAAGUUUCAGCCACCUGGCAGAGGCAACCAGAUUUUUGGCAAACAAAUUAUUUUCUUUGAGCAAUUGUAUUAGUGUAAAAUAUGUUUUUAUUAUUUUUAUAGUAUUUUUUGCUCAUCUUAAUAAAGGGUGCCAAUAAUUUUGGUAAUGACUGUGGUGUAGACCUAUAUCUAAACAAACCUCUUUCUCCCUCUUCCUCGAUCUUCCCUCUCUCUCCCUUUCUCUCAGACCGUGGUUGGGACAGACAUAGCUGAUCUGUUGCUGAAGGAGCAUCGCUCAGUGUGGUUGCCGGGCAAGUCGCCUAAUGAGGCCAACCUGAUUGACUUCAACAACGAGCCACUGGCGCGGGCCGAGGAGGAGCCUGGGACGGGACCACUGUCCCUCCUAUCAGACACCUUCAUGAUUGUCCCCGAGAACGUCGGCAAGGAAACGGAGCGCUUCAGGGAACUGCUGCUAUUUGGUCGCAAGAAGGUUUGAAUGCCAUCUACCUUGAAUUUACUGGUUUAUGUUAAGGGGGAGAGUAGGAGGAAAUGCAUAUUUUUAGGAGACAAUGUGAAAAACAUGCAUCGCGAGAUUGUUGCAGAAUCGAAUGAGAACUUUAAUUACUUCCAAAAUGCAGUGCAAAGCAGGAUAAAAUUGCAGAACAACGUGAUUGUAUGGGAACUUAGUUAACCCAUUUAGGGUAUAUUUAGAAAGUAUUUUGACUGUGUUGUGAUUAUGUGUACUAUAGCUAUACGAGUUAGAUCCUUUUUACUACCUGUGCGUGUGUAGGAUGCCCUGGAGGCAGCCAUGAAGGGAGCUCUGUGGGGCCACGCCCUGUUGUUGGCCAGUAAGAUGGACAGCCGGACACACGCUCGCGUCAUGACCAGGUGGGUGAAGAGAAAGCAUGCAACGGCUUUAGUCAGGGGCUUCAGCAAAAAAAGACGAUUCUGAACACUGAUCUAUGCUGCUAGCCUGGUCCCAGAUCUGCCAAACAUAGCAUGAUAACAAUCAUAGGAGUUGGCUAUACAGCAACAGAUCUGGGACCUGAGGUAUACAGCAACAGAUCUGGGACCAGAGGGGUAUACUACGAAUCUAGCUAGAUCUACUCAGGGUUUUCUAAAGCUAGCCAGCUUCAGUUAGCUUCACAAGCUCAGGCUUCAUCCAUGUUACGAAGGUGAAUUGUGAUCCUACAGCUACCGCUAGCUUGAGUAGAACUCGGGCCAUGCUUGUAACUGCGCGUACAUGUUGCAAGUGGUCACCCCAGCUAGUCAAAUGCCGAACUCUUCAUUGAGAAAAUGCCAAACCAUCAAUCCAUGAGUGAGUCAGUGCCACAUUUGAAUUAUUUCAGAAAUGAAAAUGAAAGAAAAGAUAUUCAGCAGGCUAUGGUGGGAAAUUGGCUAUUAGAAGACCGUCUUUCUUUUUUUACUCGUAUCAUUAACGCCAUCUUUGGUGUGAAAUGCACAAUCACCUUUAUCCCCUCUAUCGAGAUUUUUUUUAAAUUAAAUUAUAUGAAAGUUUCACUGUGCUUGAAGUUUCAAAUUCACCCUGUCAUAAAUGUGUAGUGUGAUUUGUAUUUGGAUACAACCAUUUUUAACACAAGAACAUUUUAAAUAUUUAAUUAGGUGUCUUCCUCAAUUAUGGUCAGGAGAAUGAAGGGAUGACACACUCUUUGCGAGAUGGAGGGAAUCUAAUUGGUCCUCUACUCGAGGCUCAAACACUUCAUUCAAGAUAAGUGGAGUUAGCCCUGAGUUAGCCUUCCCCAGAGCAGGUUAGUUCUGAAGGAUUCGUUACCAUAGGAAAAAAAAGGUGCGCCACUCGGUUAUCCCGAGUUCAACUCCGAGUUGACCAAAGUUAGCUCGCUAACUCCUCUAUCCAGAUUCGUAGUACACCACUCAAGGUUUCAAAAUACAAAUCAAUUUUAGAAUAAGGCUGUAAUGUAACAAAAUGUGGAAAAAUUAAUGGGGUCUGAAUACUUUCCAAAUGCAGUGUAUACACGGGGUACCAGUACCGAGUCGAAGUGGACGGGUAUGAAGUAAUUGAGGUAGAUAUGUACAUACAUGGCGCAGUGGUCUAAGGCACUGCAUCGCAGUGCUAGCUGUGUCACUAGAGAUCCUGGUUCAUAUCCAGGCUCUGUCGUAGCCGGCCGCGACUGGGAGACCCAUGGGGUGGCGCACAAUUGGCCCAGCGUCGUCCAUGGUAUGGGAGGGAAUGGCCGGCAGGGAUGUAGCUCAGUUGGUAGAGCAUGGCGUUUGCAACGCCAGGGUUGUGGGUUCGAUUCCCACUGGGGGGCAGUAUGAAAAAAAUAAACAAUAAUAAUAAUGUAUGCACUCACUACCUGUAAGUCGCUCUGGAUAAGAGCGUCUGCUAAAUGACAAAAAAUGUAAAUGUAAAUAUAGGUAGGGGUAAAGUGACUAGGCAACAGGAUAGAUAAUAAGCAGUAGCAGCAGUGUAUGUGAUGAGCCAAAAGUGAGUGCAAAGAAGUUACUGCAGAUAGUCAGGGUAGCUAUUUGGUUAACUAUUUGGCUAAAGCUGCUUCUUUCAAUGAGCGGGACACUAAUCUGGAAUCUUAUAAGAAAUCCUGCUAUACCCUCCGACGAACCAUCAAACAGGCAAAGGGUCAGUACAGGACUAAGGUCCAAUCCUACUACAUCGACUCUGACACUCGUCGGAUGUGGCACGGCUUGCAAACUAUCACGGAUUACAAAGGGCAUCCCAGCCGCGAGCUGCCCAGUGACGUGAGCCUACCAGAUGAGCUAAAUGCCUUCCAUGCUCGCUUCGAGGCAAGCAACACUGAACCAUGCGUGAGAGCACCAGCUGUUCCGGACGGCUGUGUGAUCACGCUCUCCGUAGCCAAUGUGAGUAAGACCUUUUAAACAGGUUAACAUUCACAAGGCCGCAGGGCCAGACGGAUUACCAGGAUGCUUACUCAGAGCAUGCGCUGACAAGCUGGCAAGUGUCUUGCCUGCCACUUUAAACCUCUCCCUGACCCAGUCUGUAAUGACUACAUGUUUCAAGCAGACCACCAUAGCCCCUGUGCCGAAGAACGCCAAGGUAACCUGUCUAAAUGACUAUCGCCCUGUAGCCAUGAAAUGCUUUGAAAGGUUGGUCAUGGCUCAACACGCCCCCAUUUUCCUUGUCCAGGGUAAGCAUAACGUCCAGUGCUGGCGACUCGUUGAAGUAGAAAUCUUCAUCCAAAUCGAGGCUAGUGAUCGCUGUUCUGAAAUCCAGAAGCUCUUUUCCAUCAUAGGAAAUUAUGGCGGAAACAUUAGUGCCUUCAGAAAGUAUUCACCCCCCUAAAAUAGAUUACAUUGAGAUUUUGUCACUGGCCUACACACAAUACCCCAUAAUGUCAAAGUGGAAUUAUGUUGUUUAAAAAAAAAUCUGAUUAAUACAAAAUUAAAAGCUGAAAUGUCUUGAAUCAAGCCUAAAUAAGUUCAGGUGUAAACAUUUGUUUAACAAGUCACAUAAUAAGUUACAUGGACUCACUCUGCGCAAUAGUCGUGUUUAACAUUAUUUUUGAAUGACUACCUCAUCUCUGUACCCCGCAAAUACAAUUAUCUGUAAGGUUGAGCAGUGAAUUUCAAACACAGGUUCAACCACCAAGACCACGUUUUCUAAUGCCUCGCAAAGAAGGGCACCUAUUGGUAGAUGGGUAAAAAAAAAAUAUAAGCAGACAUUGAAUAUCCCUUUAAGCAUGGUGAAGUUAUUAAUUACACUUUGGAUGGUGUAUCAAUACACAUAGUCACUACAAAGAUACAGGCAUCCUUCCUGACUCAGUUGCCGGAGAGGAAGGAAACCGCUCAGGGAUUUCACCAUGACACCAAUGGUGACUUUAAAACUGUUACAGAGUUUAAUGGCUGUGAUAGGAGAGAACUGAGGAUGGAUCAACAACAUUGUAGAUACUCCACAAUACUAACCUAAUUGACAGAGUGAAAAGGAAGCCUGUACAGAAUACAAAUAUUCCAAAACAUGCAUCCUGUUUGUCCUAAAUACAAAGUGUCAUGUUUGGGGCAAAUACAAUACAAUACAUUACUGAGUAUCACUGUCCAUAUUUUCAAGCAUAGUGGUGGCUGCAUCAUGUUAUGGGUGUACUUGUAAUAAUUUAGGACUGGGGAGUAUUUCAGGAUAAAAAAGAAACGGAAUGGAACUUAGCACAGGCAAAAUCCUGGUUGUCUGCUUUCCACCAGACGCUGGAAGAUGAAUUCACCGUUCAGCAGGACAAUAACAGUAGGCCAAAUCUACACUGGAGUUGCUUUUUUAAGUUUUGACUUUAAUCUACUUCAAAAUCUAUGGCAAGACCUGAAAAUGGUUGUCUAGCAAUGAUCCAACAACCAAUUUGACAGAACUUGAAGAAUUCUGAAAAGAAUAAUGGGCAAAUGUUGCUAAAUCCAGAUGUGGAAAGCUCUUAGAGACUUACCCAGAAAGACUCACAGCUGUAAUCGCAGCCAAAGGUGCUUCUAUAAAGUAUUGAUUCAGGGGUGUGAAUAAUUAUGUAAAUGAGAUACAUUAUAUACAAAGGUAUGUGGACACCUCUUCAAAUUAGUGGAUUCGUCUAUUUCAGCCACACCGUUGCUGACAGGUGUAAAAAAAAUCGAACACACAGCCAUGCAAUUUCCAUAGACAAACAUUGGCAGUAGAAUGGCCUUACUGGAGAGCUCAGUGACUUUCAACGUGGCACCGUCAUAGGAUGCCACCUUUCCAACAAGUCAGUUUGUCAAAUUUCUGCCUUACUAGAGCUGCCCCGGUCAACUGUAAGUGCUGUUAUUGUGAAGUGGAAACGUCUAGGAGCAACAACAGCUCAGCCGUGAAAUGGUAGGCCACACAAGCUCACAGAACGGGACCGCCGAGUGCUAAACUGCAAAGCGCGUAAAUAUCGUCUGUCCUCAGUUGCAACACUCACUACCGAGUUCCAAACUGCCUCUGGAAGCAACGUCAGCACAAGAACUGUUCGUCGGGAGCUUCAUGAAAUUGGUUUCCAUAGCCAAGCAGCCGCACACAAGCCUAAGAUCACCAUGCGCAAUGCCAAGCGUCGGCUGGAGUGGUGUAAAGCUCCCCGCCAUUGGACUCAGGAGCAGUGGAAACGCGUUCUCGGGAGUGAUGAAUCACGCUUCACCGUCUGGCAGUCCGAAUAUGAGUUUGGCGGAAGCCUAGAGAACGCUACCUGCCCGAAUGCAUAGUGCUAACUGUAAAGUUUGGUGGAGGAGUAAUUAUGGUCUGGGGCUGUUUUUCAUGGUUCGGGCUAGGCCCCUUAGUUCCAGUGAAGGGAAAUCUUAACGCUGCAGCAUACAAUGACAUUCUAUACGAUUCUGUGCAUCCAACUUUGUGGCAACAGUUUGGGGAAGGCCCUUUCCUGUUUCAGCAUGACAAUGCCCCCGUGGACAAAGUGAGGUCCAUACAGAAAUGGUUUGUCGGGAUCGGUGUGGAAGAACAUAACUGGCCUGCACAGAUCCCUGACCUCCACCCCAUCAAACACCUUUAGGAUGAAUUGGAACGGCAACUGUGAGCCAGGCCUAAUCGCCCAACAUCAGUGCCCGACCUCUCUAAUGCUCUUGUGGCUGAAUAGAAGCAGGUUUCCACAGCAAUGUUCCAACAUCUAGUGAAAAGCCUUCCCAGAAGAGUUGGGGGCUGUUAUAGCAGCAAAGGGGGGGACCAACUCCAUAUUAAUGCCCAUGAUUUUAGAAUGAGAUGUUGGAUGAGCAGGUGUCCAUAUACUUUUGGUCAUGUAGUGUAUUUCUAUAUUUCAUUGUCAGUAAAUGUGCUACAAUUUCUAAAUAUGUUUUCACUUUGUCAUUAUGGGGUAUUGUGUGUAGAUGGGUGAGAAUAAAAUCUAUUCAAUCCAUUUGGAAUUCAGGCUGUAACACAACAAAAUGUGGAAUAAGUGAAGGGGUAGGAAUGCUUUCUGAAGGCAUUGUAUGUACAAAAAAGUUAAGAUCAAUUUAGAAAAAACACACAAAAUAGCAAAACACGUUUUAUCCACUGCCGCGGCAAUAAGAAUAAAAAAGAUGAAUGUAUUGACAGAAGAUUAAACUUGUGAUCCUUUUUUCUUGGGGUGGUCAGGUUUGCGAACAGUCUGCCCAUCAACGACCCUCUGCAGACAGUGUACCAACUGAUGUCUGGGAGGAUGCCCGCCUCAGCUACUGUGAGUAUGACCCUGUGGUACCUUUUCGAAUUUGAUAACAAAAGUAUUUAAUUGUUUUAUUUAAUUUAUUAAAUUAGUUAUUCAUUUAAACAGGAAUUAACAUUUUAAAGGCCCAGUGCAGUCAACAACAAGAUUUGUGUUUAAUAUAUAUUUCCACACUAAAAGGUUGGAAUAAUACUGUGAAAUUGGGAAAAUUAUGACAAUGCCCUUUUAGUGUAAUAGCUUUUUGAAAAGAUCGCCUGAAAGUUAAUUCUGUUUUGGUGCGAUGGAGUUUUGGCUUGCCUGGUGACAUUACCAGGUGGUAAAUUAGUUAAUAGACCAAUAAUAAAGAAUUCCAAACCUCUCUGCCAAUAAAUUUGUUUUCAGUUUUCCCCUCCCCACUCAGACAGUCCUAGCAACAUUGUUGCAUGAGAAAUGACUCUUUGCUAACCUAAUUUUUGUUUCUUUUUGACCAUUUUAACCGAAACAAUCAUAGUAAGGUACUUAAUUGUUACCCAGGAAUUAUAUGAUAUUGAGAUAAAAACGGCUGCAUUGGACCUUUAACAUUAAAUGUUUAAAAUUAAAAUGUUCUUGUGGCUUAAUGAACACUUAAUGUAAUAAAAAAGUGAUCUUUCAGCAAUGCGAAAUUAAAGUUGGCUGUUCAAUACUGAACUGCACUGAUUGAAGGACGGAUCAAAAGAGUUCCGUUGGGGUCAGCAGUAUACUGUAAAAGUUACAUAAGAGUGUCUCUGCAGUGCUGUGGGGAUGAGAAGUGGGGCGACUGGCGCCCCCAUCUGGCCAUGGUGCUGUCCAACCUGACCCACACUUUGGACCUGGACACACGCACCAUCACCACCAUGGGAGACACUCUGGGUGAGACAUCUAAGGUCACGUUUGUGGGCCAGAAGUUUUCCCUGACCAUGUAACCUAACCAUAGUUUUCUUGGUCAGGUCAUAUGUGGUGAGGAGAAACUCUGCUCCCUAAUCACGUUACAUGCAUAGGAUGUAUGGAGGAUGUAUGUUGCUGUACUCUUGUGCCCUGACAAGUGACAAUGCCAUCUAAAUGUUCCCUAUCAUGAAUUUAAGAUUUAUCAUCAUAAUAGUUUGUCAUCAACCAUGAUCAGCAUCAUCAUGUGAAUUAUGAUGGUUAUUAGGGCUGGGAAUUGCUUGGGACCUCAGAAUAUGAUAUGAUCACUAUACUUAGGUGCCGGUACGAUAUGUAUCGCGAUUCUCACGGUUCUAUAUGUAUUGCGAUUCAGUGGUGGUCAGUGCCAUUUUAAGCUUAGGGAGGGUGAUUAUUUAUUCAUUUUAUAAGCAUGGCCUUAUUUCUAUUACAGCAUAAUUUCGAUGACUAUCAUUCUUAUUCCAUUCACCCAGCUUAAUGUAACAUCGAUAGGUUUAGGCUACUACAUGAUACUUGAAUUUGCCCUAUACCCAUCAUGAGGUUGCUACAACCUAGCCUACAAAUUAAAGUUUAUAACACAGGUCGAGAUGUGAGAAUGCUGUUUAUUGACUACAGCUCAGCGUUCAACACCAUAGUGCCCACAAAGCUCAUCACUAAGCUAAGGACCCUGGGACUAAACACCUCCCUCUGCAACUGGAUCCUGGACUUCCUGAUGGGCCACCCCCAGGUGGUAAGUGUAUGCAACAACACAUCUGCAACGCUAAUCUUCAACACGGGGGCCCCUCAGGGGUGCGUGCUUAGUCCCCUCAUGUACUCCCUGUUCACCCUUGACUGCGUGGCCAAACAUGACUCCAACACCAUCAAGUUUGCUGAUGGUACAACAGUGGUAGGCCUGAUCACCGACAACAAUGAGACAGCCUAUAGGGAGGUCAGAGACCUGGCAGUGUGGUGCAAGGACAACAACCUCUCCCUCAACGUGAGCAAGACACAGGAGGUGAUCGUGGACUACAGGAAAAGGAGGGCCGAACACGCCCCCAUUCACUGGGCUGUAGUGGAGCGGGUCGAGAGUUUCAAGUUCCUUGGUGUCCACAUGUCUGACGUCAUCAGAGUGCGCAGCUGAACACUGUAUGCUGGAAACACUAGGUUUGUUAUUUUAACUAAAACAUAACCAAUCUUUGUUAAACAUAAAUACCGAAUGUGUUUUUGCCUGGAUUCCGCAUUGCGGUUAGCUUUUAUCAACUAGGACCAUUAUCUCUUGACCCGGAAUCCCGCUUAACUGACAGAUUAAAGUCUCCUUGAAAAAGCCGCUAGCAUAGCUAAGCUGCUAGCCAUCAAGAGACCGGUUGAAGCCUGCUUAACAGAGACGCUAAGCUGCUAGCCAUCAAGCUAACGAAGUUGGUACCAGAUGAGUUUUGCAAUGGAGCCCUCUUUGUCUGGAGAACUAAAUGAAUGGUUCCAGUGCUGUAGGAGCUGUAUCUAUUACGCUUUGUUUCGGGACAAACCGGAUCACUCAGAGUUCCAAUGUGGCAAUUGUUUACUUGCCGAGGAUUAUAGGCUUGAGGUGGCUUCCUUGAUCACGCAGGUCGCCAGCCUACGUAAGAAACUGGGGAAAACGCAGAGUGGAAUGUUUACAUUUUCUACGCCGGUGGCUGGACGGCGUUCGCACUUGUUGGAUGCAUCUCCGCCUUGUCGUUUGUCAUUAUCCGACUGGCCGGUGUUGCCCUGAGCUCCCCCAUCUGAUAGCGCCGUCGAAAGAGCACAGCAUGAGGAGAAAGGCAAUCAACGAUGGUUGCAUGUCACGAGCCGUGGAAGCCGAAGACAGCGACCUCCCGCAAAGCAGUCUACACUCCCAACGAGAGGCCCGGAGCGGAUAAAAACAACAAAUAGUUUCGCCGUCCUGGAGCCUGAUCUUCCUGCACCUUCGUCACUCUGGGUGCCUGUGUCUGCGCCGCAGUGCCUACUACUACGAUGUCGACGUCUGCAACCUUCCGUCCCUGCUCUGGAUCGAGCGGGGCUUCUCCAUCUGUCAGAGGCCUGCAUCCUGUGAAGAGUGGGCAUAUUUCGUCGUCCUUCUCGCCAGCCGUGAUUUUGGGCAGCUCCAUGGUAAGAAACGUGACCGUUCCUGUUGCAAAAACAAUGUCCUCUCCCAGAGCUCGAGUAAAUUACAUUACUAAGCUGCUCCCGAAUGUACUUUGUCAGGACAUGGAAAUCAAUUCUAACGUAGUCCAUGUUGGUUUUAAUGACAUUAUGAAGGGCAGCUCUGAACAGUUGAAACUGGAUUUUAAGGAGCUGAUUGACUCUCUGCUAGACACUAACAAAAAACCCAUCAUAUCUGGCCCUGUGCCCUCUCUGAAUUGUGGCAUUGAACGCUUUAGCAGGAUUCUUGCUCUUCACAACUGGCUACGUGAUUAUUGCAGCUCAAUGGGUGUAACUUUUGUUGACAAUUUUGAUACCUUUUGGAAACAAAACACGUUUUAUAAGGAGGAUGGGAUCCAUACAAAUCAUUUGGGUUCCUGGAUCCUUUCACAGCAUUAUAAGACUGCGUUCAGCUCAGCUAAUCCCUACCAUUGUGACGCAGAGUUGUCAAAAUGCUUCAGCAAAUAUACAUUACAUCAGGGGCAUCAGUAGUCACAAUAUAAGUAACUGCCCUGAAUGCCACCGCUGAUCCUACAGCUAUUGUGUGCAGUAAUCAUGUGCCUAAGAACCAGAUGUAUACUGUUAGAACUGAGCCGGUGUGCCCGAGCAGGCAGUCCACUGUAUGCAGCUCACCGUGCACUAACAUAAAGAACAUGAGCACAUCUACUGCUACUAAGCUUCCCAGUUAAUUAAUAAAAACAAGUAAGCAUCCCAGAAGAAAAGUGCUCAAAAUAGCCCACGUUAACAUAUGUAGCUUAAGAAACAAGGUUCAUGAAAUCAAUAAUUUCCUAGUAACAGAUGACAUUCAUAUUCUGACUAUCUCUGAAACUCACUUAGAUAAAAGCUUUGAUGAUACAGUGGUAGCAAUACAAGGUUAUAACAUUUACUGAAAAGAUGGAAAUGCCAAUGGUGGAGGUGUUGCUGUUUAUAUUCAGAACCACAUUCCUGUGAAGAUUAGAGAGGAUCUCAUGUUAAAUACUGUUGAAGUAAUAUGGCUACAGGUUCAUUUGCCUCACCUAAAGCCAAUUCUGGUGGGAAGCUGCUAUAGACCACCAAGUGCUAACAGUCAGUAUCUGAAUAACAUGUGUGAAAUGCUUGAUAAUGUAUGUGAUAUCAAUAGAGAGGUAUACUUUCUGGGUGAUUUUAAAGAUUGACUGGCUUUCAUCAGGCUGCCCACUCGAGAAAGCUUCAAACUGUAACCAGUGCCUGCAACCUGGUUCAGGUUAUCAGUCAACCUACCAGGGUGGUUACAAACAGUACAUCAAUUACAUCGUCAGCAUGUAUUGAUCAUAUUUGUUUGAAAGCAGUAUCCAAAUCCAUUGGAUGUAGUGAUCACAAUAUAGUAGCCAUAUCUAGGAAAACAAAAGUUCAAAAAGCUGGGCCUAAUAUUGUGUAUAAGAGGUCAUACAAUACGUUUUGUAGUGAUUCCUAUGUUGAUGUAAAGAAUAUAUGUUGGUCCAUGGUGUGUAAUGAGGAGCAAACAGACACUGCACUUGACACAUUUAUGAAAUUGCUUAUUCCAGUUACUAAUAAGCAUGCACCCAUUAAGAAAAUGACUGUAAAACUAUUUUAAUCCCCUUGGAUUGAUGAGGAAUUGAAAAUUGUAUGGUUGAGAGGGAUGAGGCAAAAGGAAUGGCAAAUAAGUUUGGCUGCACAACCAUUUGGCAAACGUAUUGCAAAUUGAGAAAUCAUGUGACUAAACUGAAUAAAAAGAAGAAACUACACUAUGAAACAAGGAUAAAUGACAAAAAAAUGAUAGUAAAAAGCUUUGAGCACCUUAAAUGAAAAUUUGGGAAAGAAGGCAAACUCGGCUCCAUCAUUCAUUGAAUCAUAUGGCUCAUUCAUCACAAAACUGAUAUUGCCAACUACUUUAAUAAUUUUUUCAUUGGUAAGAUUAGCAAACUUAAGUAUGACAUGCCAGCAACAAUUGCUGACACUAGACAUCCAAGUAUAUCUGACCAAAUUAUGAAAGCAAGCACUGUAAUUUUGAAUUCUGUAAAGUGAGUGUGGAAGAGGUGAACAAAUGUAUUGUUGUCUAUUAACAAUGACAAGCCACCGGGGUCUGACAACUUGGAUGGGAAAUUGCUGAGAAUAAUAGCGGACGAUAUUCCCACUCCUAUUUGCCAUAUUUUCAAUUUAAGCCUACUAGAAUGUGUGUGCCCCCAGGCUUGGAGGGAAGCAAAUGUAAUUCCAUUACCUAAGAAUAGUAAAGCCCCCUUUAGUGGCUCAAACAGCUGACCAAUUAGCCUGUUACCAUCCCUUAGUAAACUAUUGGAAAAAUGGUGUUUGACCAGAUACAAUGCUAUUUUACAGUAAAAAAAUUAACAACAAACUUUCAGCAUGCUUAUAGAGAAGGAUAUUCUACAAGCACAGCACUUACACAACUGACUGAUGAUUGGCUAAGAGAAUUUGAUGAUAAAAUGAUUGUGGGGGCUGUUUUGUAGACUUCAGUGCACCCCCUGCCAUAAUGUGGAUAAAGAGUUACUUUUCUAACAGAACACAGAGGGUGUUCUUUAAUGGAAGCCGCUCAAACAUAAUCCAGGUAGAAUCAGGAAUUCCCCAAGGCAGCUGUCUAUGCCCCUUGCUUUUUUCCAUCUUUACUAAUGACAUGUCCCUGGCUUUGAGUAAAGCCAUUGUGUCUAUGUAUGCGGAUGACUCAACACUAUACAGGUCAGCUACUACAGCAACUGAAAUAACUGCAACACUCAACAAAGAGUUGGAAUGGGUGGCAAGGAAUAAAUGAAUCCUGAAUAUUUCCAAAACUAAAAGCAUUGUAUUUGGGUCAAAACAUUCACUAAACCCUAAACCUCAACUACAUCUCGUAAUGAAUCAUGUGGAAAUUGAGCAAGUUGAGGUGACUAAACUGCUUGGAGUAACCCUGGAUUGUAGACUGACACGGUCAAAGCAUAUUGAUAGAUGGGGAGGAGUAUGUCCAUAAUUAAGCGCUGCUCUGCCGCCUUAACAACACUAUCAACAAGGCAGGUCCUAUAGGUCGUAGUUUUGUCGCACCUAGACUACUGUUCAGUAGUGUGGUCAGGUGCCACAAAGAGGGAGUUGGGAACAUUGCAGUUGGCUCAGAACAGUGCAGCACGGCUGGCCCUUAAAAGUACACAGAGAGCUAACAUUAAUGACAUUCAUGCAAAUCUCUCAUGGCUCAAAGUGGAAGAGAGAUUGACUUCAUCACUGCUUGUUUUUGUGAGAGGUGUCGACGAGCUGAAUGUACCGAGCUGUCUGUCUGGAAUACUGGCACACAGCUCGGACACCCAUGCAUACCCCACAAGACAUGCCACCAGAGGUCUCUUCACAGUCCCCAAGUCCAGAACGGACUAUGGGAGGCGCACAGUACUACAUAGAGCCAUGACUACAUGGAACUCUAUUCCACAUCAGGUAACUGAUGCAAGCAGUAGAAUCAGAUUUUUAAAAAACAGGUAGAAAUACACCUUGUGGAACAGCGGGGACUGUGACGAGACACACACAGGCACAUACACACAUACAUAUAGACACUCACUCUACACCCACGUACACAUGGAUGUUGUAUUGUAAAUAUGUGAUAGUGGAGUAGUGGCCUAAGGGAACACACUAAAUGUAUUGUGUAAAGUGUUAUGAAAUAUAAUGUCAUGUAAUAUUCUAAAUUGUAUAUAACUGCCUUAAUGUUGCAGGACCCCAGGAAUGGGGAUCCUUAAUAAAUACAAAUACAAAUCACCAACAAACUAUCAUUGUCCAAACACACCAAGACAGUCGUGAAGUGGGCAUGACAACACCUUUUAACCCCUCAUGAGACUGAAAAGAUUUGGCAUGGGUCCCCAGAUCCUCAAACAGUUAUACAGCUGCACCAUCGAGAGCAUCCUGACCGGUUGCAUCACCGCCUGGUAUGGCAACUGCUUGGCAUCCGACCAUAAGGCUCUGCAAAGGGUAGUGCGUACGGCCCAGUACAUCACUGGGGCUAAGCUUCCUGCCAUCCAGCACCUACAGUGGGGAGAACAAGUAUUUGAUACACUGCCGAUUUUGAAGGUUUUCCUACUUACAAAGCAUGUAGAGGUCUGUAAUUUUUCUAAAACAAAAAUCCAGAAAAUCACAUUGUAUGAUUUUUUAAGUAAUUAAUUUGCAUUUUAUUGCAUGACAUAAGUAUUUGAUCACCUACCAACCAGUAAGAAUUCCGGCUCUCACAGACCUGUUAGUUUUUCUUUAAGAAGGUUCUCCACUCAUUACCUGUAUUAACUGCACCUGUUUGAACUCGUUACCUAUAUAAAAGACACCUGUCCACACACUCAAUCAAACAGACUCCAACCUCUCCACAAUGGCCAAGACCAGAGAGCUGUGUAAGGACAUCAGGGAUAAAAUUGUAGACGUGCACAAGACUGGGAUGGGCUACAGGACAAUAGGCAAGCAGCUUGGUGAGAAGGCAACAACUGUUGGCGCAAUUAUUAGAAAAUGGAAGAAGUUCAAGAUGACGGUCAAUCACCCUCGGUCUCGGGCUCCAUGCAAGAUCUCACCUCGUGGGGCAUCAAUGAUCAUAAGGAAGGUGAGGGAUCAGCCCAGAACUACACGGCAGGACCUGGUCAAUGACCUGAAGAGAGCUGGGAACACAGUCUCAAAGAAAACCAUUAGUAACACACUACGCCGUCAUGGAUUAAAAUCCUGCAGCGCACGCAAGGUCCCCCUGCUCAAGCCAGCGCAUGUCCAGGCCCGUCUGAAGUUUGCCAAUGACCAUCUGGAUGAUCCAAAGGAGGAAUGGGAGAAGGUCAUGUGGUCUGAUGAGACAAAAAUAUAGCUUUUUGGUCUAAACUCCACUCGCCGUGUUUGGAGGAAGAAGAAGGAUGAGUACAACCCCAAGAACACCAUCCCAACCGUGAAGCAUGGAGGUGGAAACAUCAUUCUUCGGGGAUGCUUUUCUGCAAAGGGGACAGGACGACUGCACCGUAUUGAGGGGAAGAUGGAUGGGGCCAUGUAUCGCGAGAUCUUGGCCAACAACCUCCUUCUCUCAGUAAGAGCAUUGAAGAUGGGUCGUGGCUGGGUCUUCCAGCAUGACAACGACCCGAAACACACAGCCAGGGCAACUAAGGAGUGGCUCAAGGUUCUGGAGUGGCCUAGUCAGUCUCCAGACCUGAACCCAAUAGAAAAUCUUUGGAGGGAGCUGAAAGUCCGUAUUGCCCAGCGAGAGCCCAGAAACCUGAAGGAUCUGGAGAAGGUCUGUAUGGAGGAGUGGACCAAAAUCCCUGCUGCAGUGUGUGCAAACCUGGUCAAGACCUACAGGAAACGUAUGAUCUCUGUAAUUGCAAACAAAGGUUUCUGUACCAAAUAUUAAGUUCUGCUUUUCUGAUGUAUCAAAUACUUAUGUCAUGCAAUAAAAUGCAAAUUAAUUACUUAAAAAUCAUACAAUGUGAUUUUCUGGAUUUUUGUUUUAGAUUCCGUCUCUCACAGUUGAAGUGUACCUAUGAUAAAAAUUACAGACCUCUACAUGCUUUGUAAGUAGGAAAACCUGCAAAGUCGGCAGUGUAUCAAAUACUAGUUCUCCCCACUGUAUAUACUAUGCGGUGUCAGAGGAAAGCCCAAUAAAUUGUCAAAGACUCCAGUCACCCUAGUCAUAGACUGUUCUCUGCUACCGAACAGCAAGCGGUACCGGAGCGCCAAGUCUAGGUCCAAAAGGCUCCUUAACAGCUUCUAACCCCGAGCCAGAAGACUGCUGAACAAUUAAUCAAAUGGCCACCUAGACUAUUUACACUGCUGCUACUCACUGUUUAUUAUCUAUGCAUAGUCACUUUACCCCUACCUACAUGUACAAAUUACCUCGACUAACCUGUACCCCCGCACAUUGACCCGGUACCGGUACCCCCUGUAUAUAGCCUCGUUAUAGUAUAGUAAAUAUUUUCUUAACUAUUUCUUGAACUGCAUUUUUGGUUAAGGGCUUGUAAGGAAGCAUUUCAUGGUAAUGUCUACAUCUGUUGUAUUCGGCGCAUGUGACAAAUAAAAUAUUUUGAUUUGAGAGAUAUUGGAGUAAUCAAGGACAGUAACACAUUCAAUAUUGCCUUGCACCCUCUUGCCUGCAUCUAGCUGACCUAGGGUGUAAUCAUUAGUCCAAACAGUUGCAAAAACAUUCAGUUUUUCAACUAAAACAAGAGUUUCUAUUGGACAAAUUCAGGUAGAUCCCUCCCCGUUUCAUUCCGUUUGCUUCCUUUUAAGAAAAGUUUUGCAACAGAAUCGGCUAAAUGAAUACACCGCCGAUCAUAGCAGCCACAAAACAGCAUUACCACUUUGCUUGUUGUAUAAUUCCUUUUCGCAUCUACGCGCUCUCCUCCUCUCCUCUUGUCACCAUUUUAAUGUUAUAGUCAACAAACUGGAACUAGUUAGUAAAUCUACAAUCCAAUCCAUGUGUACAAUCACGCAGUACAGUGGACAGCAAGCAGUUUAACAGGUACACCGGCAGACAGAGGUGGGACCAAGUCACUCACUAUUAUUAGAGUCACAAGCAAGUCACAAGGUCCGAGUCCCAAGUAGAACAGGUCAAGACUUUAAUUUUUUGUUUUGUUUUUUUAUUGUUAUUUUUGUAUAGAUUUUUUGUAGGGGGUAGAUUAGCUUGAAUAUUGCAGUUAGAUUGUAACUUCCAUCAAUGUAAUUGUCUGCGUCACUUCCAAUCCCCCAUAUACAGUCUGGUCCAUAAAUAUUUGGACAUUGAUCAAGUUAUUAUUAUUUUAGCUGGCAGACUUUAAGCUUUAAUUUGAGGGUAUUUACAUCCAAAUCGGGUGAACGGUGUAUGAAUUACAGCACUUUUUAUUUUUGGUCCCCCCCCCCCCCUUUUAAGGGACCAAAAGUAAUUGGACACUUGGCUGCUCAGCUGUUCCAUGGCCAUGUGUGUUAUUCCCUCAUUAGUUCAUUUACAAGUAAGCAGAUAAAAGGUCUAGAGUUGAUUUGAAGUGUGGCAUUUUCAGUUUGAAUCUUUUGCGGUUAACCCUCAAUAUGAAGUCCAAAGAGCUGUCACUACUAGUGAACAAGCCAUCAUUAGUCUGAAAAAUCAAAACAAACCCAUCAGAGAGAUAGCAAAAACAUUAGGUGUAGCCAAAUCAACUAUUUGGUACAUUCUUAAAAAGAAAGAACGCACUGGUGAGCUCAGGAACACCAAAAGGCCCGGAAGACCACGGAAAACAACUGUGGUGGAUGACAGAAUAAUUAUUUCCCUGGUGAAGAAAAACCCCUUCACAACAGUUGGCCAAAUCAAGAACACCCUCCAGGAGGUAGGUGUAUCUGUGUCAAAGUCAACAAUCAAGAGAAGACUUCACCAGAGUAAAUACAGAGGGUUUACAACAAGAGGUAAGCCUCAAAAAUAGGAAGACCAGAUUAGAGUUUGCCAAAAAACAUCUAAAAAAAGCCUGUACAGUUCUGGAACAACAUCCUAUGGACAGAUGAGACAAAGAUCAACUUGUACCAGAAUGAUGGGAAGAGAAGAGUAUGGAGAAGGGAAGAAACCGCUCACAAUCCGAAGCAUACCACAUCAUCUGUGAAGCAUGGUGGAGGUAGUGUUAUGGUGUGGGCAUGUAUGGCUGCCAAUGGAACGGGUUCCCUUGUAUUUAUUGAUGUGACUGCUGACAAAAGUGGUCCUCUGUAGCUCAGCUGGUAGAGCACGGCGCUUGUAACGCCAAGGUAGUGGGUUCGAUCCCCGGGACCACCCAUACACAAAAAAUAAUAAUAUAUGCACGCAUGACUGUAAGUCGCUUUGGAUAAAAGCGUCUGCUAAAUGGCGUAUUAUUAUUUAUUAUUAAAAGCGGCAGGAUGAAUUCUAAAGUGUUCAGGGCUAUAUUAUCUGCUCAGAUUCAGCCAAAUGCUUAAAAAGUAGUUGGACGGCGCUUCAUAGCGCAGAUGGACAAUGACCCGAAGCAUACUGCGAAAGCAACCCAAUACUUUUUUAAGGCAAAGAAGUGGAAUGCUCUGCAAUUGCCAAGUCAAUCCCCUGAGCUGAAUCAAAUUGAGCAUGCAUUUCAAUUGAUGAGGGCAAAACUGAAGGCAAAACGCCCCAAGAACAAGCAGGAACUGAAGACAGCUGCAGUAAAGGCCUGGCAGAGCAUCACCAGGGAAGAAACCCAGCAUCUGGUGAUGUCUAUGGGUUCCAGACUUCAGGCAGUCAUUGACUGCAAAGUAUUUGCAACCAAGUAUUAAAACUCACAAUUUAAUUUGUGAUUAUGUUAGUUUGUCCAAUUACUUUUGAGCCCCUAAAAUUGGGGGGCUAUGUAUAAAAAUAGUUGUAAAUCCUACACGGUUCAUACAAUAAUUUUGACAAAACCCUUAAAUUAAAGAUGAAAGUCUACACUUCAAGCACAUCUUGAUUGUUUCCUUUCAAAUCCAUUGUGGUGGCGAAAAGAGCCAAAAUGAUGCAAAUUGUGUCGCUGUCCAAAUACUUAUGGACCUGACUGUAUAUACAUAUACAUACAUACGUAUAUAUACAUAUCCUUUAAAAAAAUAUAUUCUCCUUUAUUACUUUCUAACCCUACCACCCCUCCCCUAAUUGGAGUCAACUAGUGAACAACAACGCUGAGGCCUCUACUUCCAGCUUAUAAACUCAGCAAAAAAAGAAACGUCCUCUCACUGUCAACUGCGUUUAUUUUCAGCAAACUUAACAUGUGUAAAUAUUUGUAUGAACAUAACAAGAUUCAACAACUGAGAGACAAACUGAACAAGUUGCACAGAUAUGUGACUAACAUAAAUGAAAUGUGUCCCUGAACAAAGGGGGGGUCAAAAUCAGAAGUAACAGUCAGUAUCUGGUGUGGCCACCAGCUGCAUUAAGUACUGCAGUGCAUUUCCUCCCCAUGGACUGCACCAGAUUUGCCAGAUCUUGCUGUGAGAUGUUACCCCACUCUUCCACCAAGGCACCUGCAAGUUCCCGGACAUUUCUGGGGUGAAUGGCCUAGCCCUCACCCUCCGAUCCAACAGGUCCCAGACGUGCUCAAUAGGAUUGAGAUCCGGGCUCUUCGCUGGCCAUGGCAGAACACUGACAUUCCUGUCUUGCAGGAAAUCACGCACAGAACAAGCAGUAUGGCUGGUGGCAUUGUCAUGCAUGUCAGGAUGAGCUUGCAGGAAGGGUACCACAUGAGGGAGGAGGAUGUCUUCCCUGUAACGCACAGUGUUGAGAUUGCCUGCAAUUACAACAAGCUCAGUCCGAUGAUGCUGUGACACACCGCCCCAGACCAUGACGGACCCUCCACCUCCAAAUUGAUCCCGCUCAAGAGUACAGGCUUCGGUGUAACGCUCAUUCCUUCGACGAUAAACGUGAAUCCAACCAGCACCCCUGGUGAGACAAAACCGCGACUUGUCAGUGAAGAGCACUUUUUGCCAGUCCUGUCUGGUCCAGCGACGUUGGGUUUGUGCCCGUAGGCGACGUUAUUGCAGGUGAUGUCUGGUGAGGACCAGCCUUACAACAGGCCUACAAGCCCUCAGUCCAGCCUCUCUCAGCCUAUUGCAGACAGUCUGAGCACUGAUGGAGGGAUUGUGCGUUCCUGGUGUAACUCGGGCAGUUGUUGCCAUCCUGUACCUGUCCCGCAGGUGUGAUGUUCAGAUGUACUGAUCCUGUGCAGGUGUUGUUACACGUGGUCUGCCACUGCGAGAACGAUCAGCUGUCCGUCCACAUCUGCAGUCCUCCUUGCAGCAUGCCUAAGGCACAUUCACGCAGAUGAGCAGGGACCCUGGGCAUCUUUCUUUUGGUGUUUUUCAGAGUCAGUAGAAAGGCCUCUUUAGUGUCCUAAGUUUUCAUAACUGUGACCUUAAUUGCCUACCGUCUGUAAGCUGUUAGUGUCUUAACGACCGUUCCAUAGGUGCAUGUUCAUUAAUUGUUUAUGGAGCAUGGGAAACAGUGUUUAAACCCUUUACAAUGAAGAUCUGUGAAGUUAUUUGGAUUUUUAUGAAUUAUCUUUGAAAGACAGGGUCCUGAAAAAGGGACGUUUCUGUUUUUGCUGAGUUUACACACUAUAUACACUACCAGUCAAAAGUUUGGACACAACUACUCAUUCAAGGGUUUUUCUUUAUUUUUUACAAUUAUUUACAUUGUAGAAUAAUAGUGAAGACAUCAAAACUAUGAAAUAACAUGUAUGGAAUCAUGUAGUAACCCAAGAAGUGUUAAACAAAUCAAAAUAUAUAAUUUAUAUUUGAGAUUCUUCAAAUAGCCACCCUUUGCCUUGAUGACAGCUUUGCACACUCUUGGCAUUCUCUCAACUAGCUUCAACUGGAAUGCUUUUCCAACAGUCUUGAAGGAGUUCCCACAUAUGCUGAGCAUUAAUCAGACUUAAUGAUUAUUCAUGAUAUUUCAACACCAUGCAUACAUGGAACAAUAAUUUUGUCUUAUUCAACGUUCUGACUCCAAAGCGUGGAGUGCAGGCCACGUAUCCUAUUUCAAUGUGCACUGGGUCGCGCGCCCUCCUAUUACGCGCAACAAAAAUGAUCAAGACAUACAUUGCAUUCGGAAAGUAUUCAGACCCCUUCACUUUAUCCACAUUUUGUUACGUUACAGCCUUAUACUGAAAUUGAUUAAAUAAAUGUUUUCCCUCAUCAAUCUACACACAAUACAAUGCAAAACAGGUUUUUAGACAUCUUUGCAAAAAACAGAACUACCUUAUUUACAUAAGUAUUCAGACCCUUUGCUAUGAGACUGAUGAAACACUACCAAUUAUUGUAGUAUUAGAUGGAAUAUAGAUUUUACCACAUAGGGCCUAUGCAUUUAAACGUGUGAAUACAACAGCAAACAUUUCAACAAGAGAAAAAAAGCACCCUCCACUGGCGGGCGCAAGUGAAGAGCCGCGCCUAUGUUGCAUCUUCGCCACAGUAAAAAUUCAUUUUAACAACAAAUUCCAAAUACAAGCUUCAUAAUUAAAUUGAUCAAUUUCAAACAAUUGUUACAAACCAAAAGAACAGUAGGCCUAUGCUAGUAAUUGUUGCCCCAUUGCUGGUGACCUUGCAAAGUAAACGGUUAAUAUUCUUGAUCACCAAACUAUUUUUGGAGCUGCAUAUUUAUUAUGGCAAUCCUCUCUCCCUACAAUUUGACGUUUGCGCUGCACCUGAUCCUAUAGCUGUACAGCAAACAAAUCAGUUCGUCAACUUUCUGCCCUGCUAGAGCUUCCCCGAUCAACUGUAAGUGCUGUUAUUGUGAAGUGGAAAUGUCUUGGAGCAAAAACGGCUCAGCCGCGAAGUGGUAGGUCACAAAACUCACAGACAGGGAUCGCCGAGUGCUGAAGCUUUGUAAAAAUUGUCUGUCCUCAGUUGCAACACUCACUGCCGAGUUUAAAACUGCCUCUGGAAGCAACGUCAGCACAAGAACUGUUCGUCGGGAGCUUCAAGAAAUGGGUUUCCAUGGUCGAGCAGCCGCACACAAGCAUAAGAUCACCAUGCGUAUUGCCAAGCGUCGGCUGGAGUGGUGUAAAGCUCGCUGCCAUUGGACUCUGGAGCAGUGGAAACGCGUUCUCUGGAGUGAUAAGUCACGCUUCACCAUCUUGCAGUCCGAAGGACAAAUCUGGGUUUGGCGAACACUACCUGCCCAAUGCAUAGUGCCAACUGUAAAGGAGGAGGAAUACUGGUUCGGGGUAGGUCCCUUAGUUCUAGUGAAGGGAAAUCUUAACGCUACAGCGUACAAUUACAUUCUAUACGAUUCUGUGCUUCGAACUUGGUGGCAACAGUUUGGGGAAGGCCCUUUCCUGUUUCAGCAUGACAAUGCCCCUGUGUACAAAGGGAGGUCUAACCCCAUCGAACAAAUUUGGGAUGAAUUGGAACGCUGACUGUGAGCCAGGCCUAAUCGCCCAUCAGUGCCAAACCUCACUAAUGCUCUUGUGGCUGAAUGGAAGCAAGUCCCCGCAGCAAUGUUCCAGUGGAAAGCCUUCCCAGAGGAGUGGAGGCUGUUAUAGCAGGAAAUGAGCGACCAACUCCAUGAUUUUGGAAUGAGAUGUUCGACGAGCAGCUGUCCACAUACUUUUGGUAAUGUAGUGAAAAUCUAAGAGCGAUAACUUUUUAUGUUUCACUUUUUAUUUAUCUUAAAUUCACUGACUAGGAUGGUCCUCUUCUGAGGAGCCUCCAUUGUUGCCAUUUGGUAUUGUGAUUUUGUGAAUUGAUGUUCCAAACAUAUUGCUCACUAUUUGUCUGCUGCAGAGACAAGAGAGCCAUAAUACAACAAGUUUUGAUCAGUCAUGGAAAUAAAAGUGCUGAAAACAUAUUGGCUCGCUAUAUAAAAUAAAAAAAAGAUGGAGAACAAGCUAUAGGAUGAAAAAUACAGGCGUUUUGGCGCAAGUACAGCUGACAAAUCGAUACUUGGAGUCAAAGUAUCUGUAUAAUAUUGGUCAAAAUAAUAUUGCGAUAUGUAACUAUCGUUUCUUUCCCACCCAUCACUAAUCGUUAUGAUGUUCAUGUUGAUGACAAACUACAGUGGGGAGAACAAGUAUUUGAUACACUGCCGAUCUUGCAGGUUUUCCUACUUACAAAGCAUGUAGAGGUCUGUAAUUUUUAUCAUAGGUACACUUCAACUGUGAGAGACAGAAUCUAAAACAAAAAUUCAGAAAAUCACAUUGUAUGAUUUUUAAGUAAUUAAUUUGCAUUUUAUUGCAUGACAUAAGUAUUUGAUCACCUACCAACCAGUAAGAAUUCCGGCUCUCACAGACCUGUUAGUUUUUCUUUAAGAAGCCCUCCUAUUCUCCACUCAUUACCUGUAUUAACUGCACCUGUUUGAACUCGUUACCUGUAUAAAAGACACCUGUACAAACACUCAAUCAAACAGACUCCAACCUCUCCACAAUAGCCAAGACCAGAGAGCUGUGUAAGGACAUCAGGGAUAAAAUUGUAGACCUGCACAAGGCUGGGAUGGGCCACAGGAUAAUAGGCAAGCAGCUUGGUGAGAAGGCAACAACUGUUGGCGCAAUUAUUAGAAAAUGGAAGAAGUUCAAGAUGACGGUCAAUCACCCUCGGUCUGGGGCUCCAUGCAAGAUCUCACCUCAUGGGGCAUCAAUGAUCAUGAGGAAGGUGAGGGAUCAGCCCAGAACUACACGGCAGGACCUGGUCAAUGACCUGAAGAGGGCUGGGACCACAGUCUCAAAGAAAACCAUUAGUAACACACUAUGCCGUCAUGGAUUCAAAUCCUGCAGCGCACGCAAGGUCCCCCUGCUCAAGCCAGCGCAUGUCCAGGCCCGUCUGAAGUUUGCCAAUGACCAUCUGGAUGAUCCAGAGGAGGAAUGGGAGAAGGUCAUGUGGUCUGAUGAGACAAAAAUAUAGCCUUUUGGUCUAAACUCCACUCGCUGUGUUUGGAGGAAGAAGAAGGAUGAGUACAACCCCAAUAACACCAUCCCAACCGUGAAGCAUGGAGGUGGAAACAUCAUUCUUUGGGGAUGCUUUUCUGCAAAGGGGACAGGACGACUGCACCGUAUUGAGGGGAGGAUGGAUGGGGCCAUGUAUCGCAAGAUCUUGGCCAACAACCUCCUUCCCUCAGUAAGAGCAUUGAAGAUGGGACGUGGCUGGGUCUUCCAGCAUGACAACGACCCGAAACACACAGCCAGGGCAACUAAGGAGUGGCUCCGUAAGAAGCAUCUCAAGGUCAAGUGGCCUAGCCAGUCUCCAGACCUGAACCCAAUAGAACAUCUUUGAAGGGAGCUGAAAGUCCGUAUUGCCCAGCGACAGCCUCGAAACCUGAAGGAUCUGGAGAAGGUCUGUAUGGAGGAGUGGGCCAAAAUCCCUGCUGCAGUGUGUGCAAACCUGGUAAAGACCUACAGGAAUCGUAUGAUCUCUGUAAUUGCAAACAAAGGUUUCUGUACCAAAUAUUAAGUUCUGCUUUUCUGAUGUAUCAAAUACUUAUGUCAUGCAAUAAAAUGCAAAUUAAUUACUUAAAAAUCAUACAAUGUUAUUUUCUGGAUUUUUGUUUUAGAUUCCGUCUCUCACAGUUGAAGUGUACCUAUACAAAAUCGGCAGUGUAUCAAAUACUUGUUCUCCCCACUGUAUAUAUUAUGAUAAUAAAUGCAAUAUAACUACCUGCUGAAAUCCUGACCGAAAACAAAUACAUUUUUUAUUAGCUAAGUUAGAACAUAGUUGGGAUAUUCAUCAAUUGAGUUGAAUUUGAGGUACAGUCAGGCUCUUUUCAACAGUCGAUUGGUGUGUGUGUGUUACAGCUUCCAAGGGGCUAACCGAUGCGGCCCACUUCUGUUACCUGAUGGCCCAGGUUGGUUUGGGGGUGUUCACCAAGAAGAGCACCAAGAUGGUUCUAAUCGGCUCAAACCACAGGUUAGACAUCUGCUGCUCUGUCCCUUUCUCACUUGUUGGCCGUUGUGGAAAUCUGGCUUCCCUACUACUUACUUAAACUGAGUACUGUGUAGUAAUCAGACUACAUACUACAUAUUGCAUUGAUUCCCGCCAUUCGUUAAUUUUGGUUUUUAAAUACUAUUAAAUACUAUUCUCUUCCUCAAUGGUGGUACAGCAAAUUCUACUAGAUGACUAGCUGAAAUUAGUAUGACAUCCUGGCAUUUAACGCAUACUCAAGUUUUGAAAUGUCACAUACUAUAACAUUAUUUUUUCACAUACCCAAAAUGCCUACUAUUUAGAACGCAAGUACGGGUAUUCGGACACGGGCAGUCAGUCACUCACUCUCACUCUCUCUCACACACACACCUCUCUGCUCUGCUUUCGCUGCCACAUUGUGGACCAUAAACUCACAGGCAUCUUACAUACAAAUAUGAACUUUCAUGCAUAUGGCAUACAAAGGCUUUAAUGAGUUCUCUCUCCUUUCUCUCUCUCUCUCGCUAGUCUGUCGUUCUUCCAGUUUGCGUCUAACGAAGCGAUCCAGAGGACGGAGGCCUAUGAGUAUGCCCAGUCUCUGGGCUCACAGCCCUGCUCCCUGCCCAACUUCCAGGUAAGUACACACACGUAUCCAACAUCUGAACUUGAGAACACACAAUAGAAAUACCUCCUGAAGCUUUCCCCCUAUGAUCUUACAGAAAUUGACUGAAUGGUCAUCUAGAGAUGCUGUAUAGCAUAACAGUAGCCGCAUAGAAAUAGAAUGUCUGUUCUAGUAAUUAUAUUUCUACGAGUAGUGCCGUCUGAUCCCUGUUCUCCGAAUUUAAGUGAAACCCUGAUAUGAAGGCUAAGGACUGAAACACGUUGGUUUUAUCAUUAAAGAAGCAUUUUGAUGAACUUCCACUGCCCUCCAAGAGAUGCUGAAUUUCCUCUUCACUCCUAAUGUAAGUGAAUGUACCCGGCCUCUGUGCGAUUAAAUCAGCUAUCGUGACCUUUGCCCUUUCUUCAUCCUGUCUCCCUCUAGGUGUUCAAGCUGAUCUAUGCGUGUCGCCUGGCCGAGGCCGGCCUGUGUGCUCAGGCCUUCCAUUACUGUGAGGUUAUCUCCAGGAGUGUGCUCAUGCAGCCGUCCUACCACUCUCCUGUGUUCACCAGCCAGCUCAUACAGGUAGAUACACGUGCGCGCACACACACCCACAAACACUCGCUCUCACAACACACACACAAGCGUGCUCUCAACACACACACGUACUCACUCACUCACUUACUCAGACUUGCACACACAUACAAACACACACACUCACUCACUCAUAGAUACACGCAAACAUGCGCUCACACAUCCAUGCGCUCACACACACUCACUUACUCUUACCCAUCUCUUAGGUGUUGAUUGUUGCUAUGUGUGAGAAUUGUGAAUGUCUGAUCUGCUGUUAAUUGUAGAUGUCUGAGAAGAUGCGAUUCUUCGAUCCACAACUGAAGGAGAAGGCAGAUCAGGAGCUCUUCAACGAGCCAGAGUGGCUGAUUAAUCUGAGACAGCUGGAUGGACAGAUGAGGGUGUGUGUGUUUGUUUAUUAAUGUGUAUGAGAAGCCAAUUCAUGUUGUUGUAGGUGUGUCUGUAACUGACUGGGCUGUUCUAUUUUUCCCCAUAGACUGGGGUGAUUGCAUACGAUGCAGACAGGGCUACUCCUCAGCAGUAUGACUGCAGCACCCCCAGUUCUGAGUUAGACCAGGCCAGCCCGCCUGAGCCAUAUGCUCAGCCUCUGGACAUGGAUGGCCACACCUCCGACAACCCUCUGAUGACAUCACUCAUGCCCGGACCGCCUCCGCAAGGGGUGCAGCUGAUGCCUCCAGGUGAGCAACAAGCCUACCUUGUAACACGAUAGGUGUGUGUGUGUGUGUGUUUGAAAGUGUGUGUUUGUUCAUGUACGUUUUAGAUCCUUUUGACUCCUAAUCAAUGUACAUUACACAAGGGGCGUCGGUAGACACAAUAUAAGUAACCUCAUUUAUGUCCCUCUAACUGCCCUGAAUGCCUCUGCUGAUCCUACAGCUAUUGUAUGCAGUAAUCAUGUGCCUAAGAACCAGAUUUAUACUGUUAGCACUGAGCCGGUGUGCCCGAGGAGGAAGUCCACUGUCUGCAGCUCACCCUGCACUAACAUAAAGAACAAAAAAUAUAUAUAUGCACGCAUGACUGUAAGUCGCUUUGGAUAAAAGCGUCUGCUAAAUGGCAUUAUUAUAAUUAUUAUUUUAACAUGAGCACAUCUACUGCUGCUAAGCUUCCCAGUAAAGCAAUAAAAACAAAUAAGCAUCCCAGAAAAGUGCUCAAAAUAGCCCUCGUUAACAUACAGUGGGGAAGAAAAGUAUUUAGUCAGCCACCAAUUGUGCAAGUUCUCCCACUUAAAAAGAUGAGAGAGGCCUGUAAUUUUCAUCAUAGCUACACGUCAACUAUGACAGACAAAUAGAGGAAAGAAAUCCAGAAAAUCACAUUGUAGGAUUUUUUAUGAAUUUAUUUGCAAAUUAUGGUGGAAAAUAAGUAUUUGGUCACCUACAAACAAGCAAGAUUUCUGGCUCUCACAGACCUGUAACUUCUUCUUUAAGAGGCUCCUCUGUCCUCCACUCGUUACCUGUAUUAGUGGCACCUGUUUGAACUUGUUAUCAGUAUAAAAGACACCUGUCCACAACCUCAAACAGUCACACUCCAAACUCCACUAUGACCAAAGAGCUGUCAAAGGACACCAGAAACAAAAUUGUAGACCUGCACCAGGCUGGGAAGACUGAAUCUGCAAUAGGUAAGCAGCUUGGUUUGAAGAAAUCAACUGUGGGAGCAAUUAUUAGGAAAUGGAAGACAUACAAGACCACUGAUAAUCUCCCUCGAUCUGGGGCUCCACGCAAGAUCUCACCCCGUGGUGUCAAAAUGAUCACAAGAACGGUGAGCAAAAAUCCCAGAACCACACGGGGGGACCUAGUGAAUGACCUGCAGAGAGCUGGGACCAAAGUAACAAAGCCACCAUCAGUAACACACUACGCCGCCAGGGACUCAAAUCCUGCAGUGCCGGACGUUGUCCCCCUGCUUAAGCCAGUACAUGUCCAGGCCCGUCUGAAGUUUGCUAGAGUGCAUUUGGAUGAUCCAGAAGAGGAUUGGGAGAAUGUCAUAUGGUCAGAUGAAACCAAAAUAUAACUUUUUGGUAAAAACUCAACUCGUCGUGUUUGGAGGACAAAGAAUGCUGAGUUGCAUCCAAAGAACACCAUACCUACUGUGAAGCAUGGGGGUGGAAACAUCAUGCUUUGGGGCUGUUUUUCUGCAAAGGGACCAGGACGACUGAUCCGUGUAAAGGAAAGAAUGAAUGGGGCCAUGUAUCGUGAGAUUUUGAGUGAAAACCUCCUUCCAUCAGCAAGGGCAUUGAAGAUGAAACGUGGCUGGGUCUUUCAGCAUGACAAUGAUCCCAAACACACCGCCCGGGCAACGAAGGAGUGGCUUCGUAAGAAGCAUUUCAAGGUCCUGGAGUGGCCUAGCCAUUCUCCAGAUCUCAACCCCAUAGAAAAUCUUUGGAGGGAGUUGAAAGUCCGUGUUGCCCAGCGACAUCCCCAAAACAUCACUGCUCUAGAGGAGAUCUGCAUGGAGGAAUGGGCCAAAAUACCAGCAACGGUGUGUGAAAACCUUGUGAAGACUUACAGAAAACGUUUGACCUGUGUCAUUGCCAACAAAGGGUAUAUAACAAAGUAUUGAGAAACUUUUGUUAUUGACCAAAUACUUAUUUUCCACCAUAAUUUGCAAAUAAAUUCAUUAAAAAUCCUACAAUGUGAUUUUCUGGAUUUUUUUUCUCAUUUUGUCUGUCAUAGUUGACGUGUACCUAUGAUGAAAAUUACAACUUGCACAAUUGGUGGCUGACUAAAUACUUUUUUUCCCCACUGUAUGUUGGUCCGUGGUGUAUAAGGAGGAGCAAACAGACACUGCACUUGACACAUUUAGGAAAUUGCAUAUUCCAGUUACUAAUAAGCAUGCAACCAUUAAGAAAAUAACUGUAAAAACUAUUAAAUCCCCGUGGAUUGAUGAGGAAUUGAGAAAUUGUAUGGUUGAGAGGGAUGAGGCAAAAGUAAUGGCAAAAAAAGUCUGGGUGCACAACCGAUUGGCAAACAUAUUGCAAAUUGAGAAAUCAUGUAACUAAACUGAAUAAGAAGAAACUACACUAUGAAAUAAAUAUAAAUGACAGAAAGAAUGAUAGUAAGAAGCUUUGGAGCACCUUAAAUGGAAUUUUGGGAAAAAAGGCAAAUUCAGCUCCAUCAUUCAUUGAAUCAGAUGGCUCAUUCAUCACAAAACCAACUGAUAUUGCCAACUACUUUAAUUAUUUUUUCAUUGGCAAGAUUAGCAAACUUAGGCAUGACAUGCCAGCAACAUUUGCUGACACUACACAUCCAAGUAUAUCUGACCAAAUUAUGAAAGAAAAACGCUGUAAUUUUGAAUUCCAUAAAGUGUGUGUGGAAGAGGUGAAAAAAUUAUUGUUGUCUAUAAACAAUGACAAGCCACUGACAACUUGGAUAGAAAAUUACUGAGGGUAAUAGUGGACGAUGUUGCCAUAAUUUCAAUUUAAGCCUACUAGAAUGUGUGUUCCCCCAGGCUUGGAGGGAAGAAAAAGUAAUUCCGCUACCUAAGAAUAGGAAAGCCCCCUUUACUGCCUCAAAUAGCCGACCAAUUAGCCUGUUACCAACCCUUAGUAAACUAUUGGGAAAAAAUGGUGUUUGACCAGAUACAAUGCUAUUUUACAGUAAACAAAUUGACAAGGACAUUCAACAGCCACAGCACUUACACAAAUGACUGAUUAUUGGCUGAGAGAAAUUGAUGAUAAAAAGAUUGGGGGCUGUUUUGUUAGACUUCUGUGCGGCUUUUGACAUUAUUGAUCAUAGUCUGCUGCUGGAAAAAACGUAUGUGUAAUGGCUUUAGUCCACCUGCUAUAUUGUGGAUAAAGAGUUACCUGUCUAACAGAACACAGAGGGUUUUCUUUAAUAGAAGCCUCUCCAACAUAAUCCAGGUAGAAUCAGGAAUUCCCCAGGGCAGCUGUCUAGGCCAUUACAUUUUUCAAUCUUUACUAAUGACAUGCCACUGGCUUUGAGUAAAGCCAGUGUGUCUAUGUAUGCGGAUGACUCAACACUAUACAUGUCAGCUACUACAGCGACUGAAAUUACUGCAACACUUAACAACGAGUUGCAGUUUGAGUGGGUGACGAGGAAUAAGUUAGUCCUAAAUAUUUAUAAAACUAAAAGCAUUGUAUUUCAAACAAAUCAUUCACUAAACUCCAUACCUCAACUAAAUCUUGUAAUAAAUAAUGUGGAGAUUGAGCAAGUUGAAGUGACUAAACUGCUUGGAGUAACCCUGGAUUGUAAACUGUCAAGGUCAAAACAUAUUGAUACAACAGUAGCUAGGAUGGGGAGAAGUAUGUCCAUAAUUAGAUGGAUGUACACAGAGAGCAAACAUUAAUAAUAUGCAUGUCAAUCUAUCCUGGCUCAAAGUGGAGGAGAAAUUGACUUCAUCACUGCUUGUGUUUGUGAGAGGUGUUGACAUGUUGAAAGCACCAAGCUGUCUGUUUGAACGACUGGCACACAUCUCAGACACCCAUGCAUACCCCACAAGACAUGCCACCAGAGGUCUCUUCACAGUCCCCAAGUCCAGAACAGACUAUGGGAGGCGCACAGUACUACAUAGAGCCAUGACUACAUGGAACUCUAUUCCACAUCAGGUAACUGAUGCAAGCAGUAGAAUCAGAUUUAAAAUUAAAAUAAAAACUGAUAAAAUACACCUUAUGGAACAGCGGGGACAGUGAAGAAACACAAACAUAGACACAGACACAUGCAUACACACACGAUAACAUACGCUCUAUACACACACGUACACAUGGAUUUUGUGUUUUAGAUAUGUGGUAGUGGAGUAGGGGCCUGAGGGCACACACUUAGUGUGCUGUGAAAUCUGUUAUAAAUGUAUUGUAAUGUUUUUUAAAUGUACAACUGCCUUAAUUUUUCUGGACCCCAGGAAGAGUAGCUGCUGCUUUGGCAGCAGCUAAUGGGGAUAUAAAUACAAACACAAACAGCCACUGUCCUAAAGCAAUUCACAAAUCAAAGCAGCUACCACUAAUCACGGAAACAUUCCCCUCCCAUCUAGCUCCCUCGACUAUCUUCCAGGACGGCAUGGUCUCCCAGCCGCUACCCCCCAACGAGGGGGUCCAGUUCUACCCAGUACCCCCCAGUCUCCCUGCACCACCCGGCCAGAUCCCCCUAUCAGGGUUCCCUCCCCAAGGCUCUGGCUUUGCCCUACCUUACCAACCCCAGCAGCCCCAACCGGACCAGCCUGACAUGUUUGCUGGAGCCCAGCACCAGCAGAUGGUGCCACCACAGCAUCAGCAACAAAUGAUGCCCCUGCAAAUGCAGCAGCCACAGAUGAUGCCCUCUGCCGAUAAUCAGUCGACGGGUCCACCGGAACUACAGCCUCCUCCCAUGUCCACCUCUCCACAGAGGAACACCUUCACGCCUCAGAUGGACUUCUAUGACCAAAUGGCUCACAUGGUGCGUGUGUGUGUGUUGCGUGCAUUUAGCCUUGUUGGAAUAGAUAGUUUGAGGCGAUAUGGCGAUGUCACUAACUCUUGUCUUGUUUGCACAGGGCCCAGGAAGAAGAUCCAGGACUACUUCACAGUCCUCAAUGCACAUGGUAGGGUGUGUGCGUGUCACGUCACUGUUACCUUUGGCAGUGUGUGUGCAUGUGUUUGACUGACUGGCUCUGUUCUGUCUGCAGCAGCCUCCAGGUCGCCGCUCCCGCACCAUGUCGGAAUCUUCCACACACUCCGGAGGACGAGAGAGGAGCAACUCAGCAGCCAAGCAGUCCUCUCCGCCUCCACCCUCCAUCCCUGAGCAGCCCAAGAAGGACUCACCUAAAAAGGUUAUGCAGACACACACACACACCACAGUUACUUUUUAUUAUUACCCCAGUGGCCUUGUGGUUAGUGUCCGCCCUGAGAUUGGAAGGUUGUGAGUUCAAUCCCUGGCCGAGUCAUACCAAAGACUGUAAAAAUGUGACCUGAUGCGUCUCUGCUUGGCACUCAGCAUUAAGGAGAUAGAUUGUGGGUAAGGCCCUGUGAUAGACAAGCAUCCUGUCCAGGGGGUGUACAUGUACAUAAAAUAUCAAGCAUCAAGCUGCCUCACACUACAGAAACAGGAGAUAGGCUCCUGCACUAUGAGCCGUUCCAGCUCGCACAAGCCACUGCUCGUGCAAGGCUACUUACUUACUUAAAACUACUACUACUUUGAAUUUUGUAGCUAUAAAUUGUCCCGUUUGCAAUCGCCCAGAUCAGCUUUUUUUUUUAAACUCAUUUUUAUAUUGGCUACUUAUAGUAAUUAUUGAUAUCAGCAAAAUGUCUUUGAUUUGUGGUUGGUGUCGUUAAUUUUCAGUUUAUCGUUUCAGCUCUUACACAUUUAAAGGUUCUUUAUUUCUGCUGACCAUUUCGGGUUUUAUUUUUCUCUCUCUCAGGGAGGUGGAGGGGGGGGUGGUGGUGGCAGCUGGCUGAACUGGCUCUAUAGGAAGGGGAAGAAUGAGGCCCACCUUCCGGAUGACAAGAACAAAUCUGUAAGUCAACUCUUCGGCACUCCUUGUUUUCCAGUCAUCUUUGUACUUAUUCUUCCUUACUACUCUGCUGAGCCCUGUCUGUAAAAGCUCACAAUUUAUACAUGGUAGUGUGGUCAGUAUGUGUGUGUAUUGGAGCUGAUGAGUGGCUUUAGUUGACUGGUCUGUUCUGUCAGAUUGUCUGGGAUGAGAAGAAACAGAAAUGGGUGAACUUGGAUGAGCCAGAGGAGGAGGUGAGUUUGUGUUUUGUGUGCGUGCGUUCCAGCCGUUAUGAUUAGCAAGUCUAUAUGUAUUGUUCUUUUUAUUAGUCCUCAUUAGGGAUGUUAACGGUUAUCUGUUAAUCGGUUAGCCGCCAAAGCUACAUUUGACCGGUCAUGCUUAUCGGUCUAUAGGUUAACUUGCAUAAUUUAGUGGAAUUAAAUUGGCAUGUAUAUUUUAUGUUAGUCCUUAUUUAUCACAUGCGUACAGCUACAGAGCCUAGUUUGAGGAGCAGAAUAGCCUAUCACCUGUCAGAAAGCGCGACAGCAGCUCCUCAAAAAUCUGGUUCUGGAGUGAAAUGUGUGCUUUUAUAAGCCCAGGCAUUGCGCAACAAAUAACAAUUCUAAAUGCAAUCGCGUGUUAAACUUUGCAAUGUGAGUUUGAGGCAGUAUAGUUGUUUGAAACCUGUUUUACUUUACUUCAAAUAAUGAGGCAUGUCUUACAUUACUUCAAAGUAGCCUAGCCACAAUCCAUCCAUAGAAAAAUGAGGCAAUUAUUUUAUAAAGACUUCCUCAUGCCAUUAACCAUCAUUUCUCUCCUGUUCUAUUGGUUUUCAUAUCAACUUUCUUUAGUUGUUUAGAAGCCAAUGGCACAAUCCUGGUCAUAUUAGCAACCCAUCCUAGUUGUUGCACCUUUAGAUUCCCUCUCUUUCUAAGUUUCGAACAAAGAUUUUAAUCUCUGUCACAUAUGGAACCGCUCGCAUUAGGUGCGCUGUUUAGAAGGGUGUUUUCCCGUGAAUUGUAUUUUGGCAAAUGUUUGAAAAUGACUUUUUAUUAGCUGCUUCAUUAUAGGAGUUGCAUGUUGAAUAGUAUAGCCUUUUGACUGUAAGACGAUAGGCUUGCUAUUGUUGCAUGUUUCCAUUAAGCUCUUAAUGAAAAAUGUCAGUUCCUUGUAUGCAUGCAUAGUAUUACCCCUUGGUCACGUCAAAUUACUGUUUGGAUUUUUUUUAACCGUUUGUUGACCGGUUAAUGAGGGUUGGUUAGUCGGUAGCAAAAUUGACCGAAAUGUGCUUUCCUAGUCCUCAUAAUAAGAGGUUUAGAUCAGUGUCCUAGCACAUGUAUGACCAUCUGUAUUUAUACAGUAUUUUGGGUUAUCAUACUAACACAGAGAAAUCAUUGAUCCUAAUAAUAAAGUAUUGAUGUGUGUUUGUGUGUGUGUAACCAGUACAAGCCCCCUCCUCCUCCUCCCUCGGGCUUCCCUAAGAUGUUGGGACCCAUGCCGGGACAAGGGGGUCCUGGAGGUCCCCCUACUGGUGGGCCGCCUGUCAACAUGUUCUCCAGGAGAGCAGGUGAGAUUUACUCAUUGGCAUAACGUAAGCAGACCAUCAUUGUGGGUUUUUAGCUGAUACAGGUUAUAGAUUCAAUGCAGUGCCGCAAACCUCUUGCGGCUACGCUUCACUUGUGCUGCUGCUCAUAUGGCAAGUGUAUCAGGUUUCAUUGACUACAGUGGGAGCGGAUCAAUCGCUGCUCACACUUGGCAAAUAUGAUAUUGUCUGAAGGGAGUACGCUUUGAAUUAGCCAGGUGUGUUUCACUCCCAGUUCUAGCAAGUCCUGCAUGGCUUGUGAACAUUGUAGAGGGAAACAGAGGCAGGUGCAUGUUCCUGAGAGUCUUGGCUUUCAGGAAUGGGAUGAAAAAUAAUUAUACAUGUCACAUUGUACUUGAAACCACUACAAACUGCUAGGAACCACACUAAUAGUGCUUGUCAUUUUGGCACGUCAGAUUUUUGUGGGGAUUUUUUUUUACCAGAAAAAAAAAUAAAACUAUGUUCUCACCCAUCUCAGGUACUAAGAGCCGCUACGUGGAUGUCCUGAACCCAGGUGGACCCCGUGCCAAGCCCGGUGGAUCGGCACCUGCCCCGUCAGACUUCUUUGCCCCGUUGGCUCCCAUGCCAGCCAACCUGUUUGUGCCUGGAGCAGGUAUGCUAACCUUUGGAAAAAAAAUAUCAAUGUACUCUAGGAUGGUCAUCAUAGGUCUUUAUGAGUGUGACUGGGUUGGGAAUAUUAGUUUGUUUGCGUGUUGUUUUGAGACGUGUGUGUGUGUGUGUGUUUCUGUGUGUGUUUGUGUGUGUACUGUAUCUGUAUUCUAAUGUGUUCUCUCCUGUCCGGCUCCAGAGGAGCAGCAGCCCAUGGAGGGUAAUGUCCCAGAGACGGGAGGAAACCAGGAACAGAGUGACCCUAACCCCAGUGCUGUGCCCCAGGUACUGUAUUACACUUCCAGUGAUGGUUAUAGUUGUAUAAACUAUAUUUCACACCAACUGACCAUCAGAUUAGACACACCAAUUCAAUAUCUGCAGAACUGAAUUAAGAUGUUGUUUGAUCUGUCCAGAUGUUCAACCCAACGUUGUUACCGCCCGGUCCAGAGAGGCUCCCAUCAGGGGAGGUAGAAGCACCUCUAUCCUCCUAGAGGACUGUAGUACCCCUGCUACUCUACCAUAAACCCUCAUGCCCCCAUUGAAACAUAUGACCUUCCACUUUUAACAGUCAUCUAGCUUGGUUGAGUGGAGUGGUGGUUGGUACGUGCGUGUUUAUGGGCGCAUGUUUCAACUUCCAGCCUUUAUUUUCCGAUGUGGGCCUCAUAACCAUGCAAACACCUGGGCAGGACGACAUGUAAAAGACUCACAUAUUCUUGCUGUUGAUUGUCUAAUAAUGGAUCCUCUCCCCAAGAUUGUCCAUGUUGUGCAUUUUGACAAUAAUGAUUUAUGUUUUGAUUAAAUCUGCUUUUGAGGAGAUUAUAUUAAACUGGGAGUGGAGGCAGUUUUUGAUCUAAUCCAUGCAUGGUAUGAUUAAAUAAUUAAUCUGGGUCUGUGGUUUUGUGUUUGUCCGUGUUUAUUUCCCUCCCCCGCCGUCUUUAGCUGUCGCGUUCUAGCUCAAUGAGUUCUUUAUCACGUGAAUUGAGUCAGCAUAUAAACCAGGUACCUCUAGCUGGGCCUCAAUCGCCCCCCCCCACUCCCUCACCUCACUGCCCUGCUGCUCAACAUUCCCGCAGCUGUAUUCCCCUGGCUAUCUCAAGCACCACUCUCUCACCCACUAGCAUGCUAGCUAACUUUCAACUGAUUGGAGGUAAACGACAUCCCUCAGAUUGGAGGAGAAUGCAGCCAAUUAGAGCUGUUCUGAUGGUGCUCUGACUCUAUUUUGAAACGUUAAGAUACUACACUGAACAAAAAUAUAAACACAACAUGAGCUGAAGGAUCCCAGAAAUGUUCCUAUACGCACAAAAAUCAUAUUUCUCUCAAAUGUUGUGCACAAAUUAGUUUACAUCCCUGUUAGUGAGCAUUUCUCUUUUGCCAAGAUAAUCCAUCCACCUGACAGGUGUGGCAUAUCAAGAAGCUGAUUAAACGGCAUGAUUAUUACACAGGUGCACCUUGUGCUGGGGACAAUAAAAGGGCACUCUAAAAUGUGCAGUUUUGUCACACAACACAAUGCUACAGAUGUAUUAAGUUUUGAGGGAGUGUGCAAUUGGCAUGCUGACUGCAGGAAUGUCCACCAGAGCUGUUGCCAGAUAAUUGACUGUUAAUUUCUCGACCAUAUGUUGCCUCAACGUCGUUUUAGAGAAUUAGGUAGUACGUCCAAACAAGCCUCACAACCGCAGACCACGUGUAACCACGCCAGCCCAGGACCUCCACAUCCGGCUUCUUCACCAGCAGGAUCAUCUGAGACCAGCCACCCGGACAGCUGCUAAAACUGUCGGUUUGCACAACCGAAGAAUUUCUGCACAAACUGUCAGAAACCAUCUCAGGGAAGCUCAUCUGCGUGCUCGUCGUCCUCACCAGGGUCUUGACCUGACUGCAGUUCGGCAUCGUAACCGACUUCAGUGGGAAAAUGCUCACCUUCAAUGGCCACUGGCAUGCUGGAGAAGUGUGCUCUUCACUGAUGAAUCCCGGUUUCAACUGUACCGGGCAGAUGGCAGACAAUGUGAGGUGUAUGGUGUCAUGUGGGCGAGCGGUUUGCUGAUGUCAACGUUAUGAACAGAGUGCCCCGUGGUGGUGGGGUUAUGGUAUGGGCAGGCGUAAGCUACGGACAACGAACACAAUUGCAUUUUAUCGAUACCGUGUCGUGCCAUUCAUCCGCCGCCAUCACCUCAUUUCAGCUUGAUAAUGCAUGGCCCCAUUUCACAAGGAUUUGUACACAAUUCCUGGAAGCUGAAAAUGUCUGUUCUUCCAUGGCCUGCAUACUCACCAGACAUGUCACCCAUUGAGCACGUUUGGGAUGCUCUGGAUCGACACGUACGACAGCGUGUUCCAGUUCCCGCCAAUAUCCAGUAACUUCACACAGCCAUUGAAGAGUGUAACAAGAUUCCACAGGCCACAAUCUGCAGCCUGAUCAACUCUAUGCGAAGGAGAUGUCGCACUGCAUGAGGCAAAUGGUGGUCACACCAGAUACUGUUUUUUCUGAUCCACGCCCCUACUUUUUUUUUAAGGUACAGUGAGGGAAAAAAGUAUUUGAUCCCCUGCUGAUUUUGUACGUUUGCCCGCUGACAAAAAUUAUCAGUCUAUAAUUUUAAUAGUAGGUUUAUUUGAACAGUGAGAGACAGAAUAACAACAACAAAAUCCAGAAAAACGCAUGUCAAAAAUGUUAUAAAUUCAUUUGCAUUUGAAUGAGGGAAAUAAGUAUUUGACCCCCUAUCAAUCAGAAAGAUUUCUGGCUCCCAGGUGUCUUUUAUACAGGUAACGAGCUGAGAUUAGGAGCACACUCUUAAAGGGAGUGCUCCUUAUCUCAGUUUGUUACCUGUAUAAAAGACACCUGUCCACAGAAGCAAUCAAUCAGAUUCCAAACUCUCCACCAUGGCCAAGAUCAAAGAGCUCUCCAAGGAUGUCAGGGACAGGAUUGUAGACCUACACAAGGCUGGAAUGGGCUACAAGACCAUCGCCAAGCAGCUUGGUGAGAAGGUGACAACAGUUGGUGCGAUUAUUCGCAAAUGGAAGAAACACAAAAGAACUGUCAAUCUCCCUCGGCCUGGGGCUCCAUGCAAGAUCUCACCUCGUAGAGUUGCAAUGAUCAUGAGAACGGUGAGGAAUCAGCCCAGAACUACACGGGAGGAUCUUGUCAAUGAUCUCAAGGCAGCUGGGACCAUAGUCACAAAGAAAACAAUUGGUAACACACUACGCCGUGAAGGACUGAAAUCCUGCAGCGCCCGCAAGGUCCCCCUGCUCAAGAAAGCACAUAUACAGGGCCGUCUGAAGUUUGCCAAUGAACAUCUGAAUGAUUCAGAGGAGAACUGGGUGAAAGUGUUGUGGUCAGAUGAGACUAAAAUCGAGCUCUUUGGCAUCAACUCAACUCGCCGUGUUUGGAUGAGGAGGAAUGCUGCCUAUGACCCCAAGAACACCAUCCCCACCGUCAAACAUGGAGGUGGAAACAUUAUGCUUUGGGGGUGUUUUUCUGCUAAGGGGACAGGACAACUUCACCGCAUCAAAGGGAUGAUGGACGGGGCCAUGUACCGUCAAAUCUUGGGUGAGAACCUCCUUCCCUCAGCCAGGGCAUUGAAAAUGUGUUGUGGAUGGGUAUUCCAGCAUGACAAUGAACCAAAACACACGGUCAAGGCAACAAAGGAGUGGCUCAAGAAGAAGCCCAUUAAGGACCUGGAGUGGCCUAGCCAGUCUCCAGACCUUAAUCCCAUAGACAAUCUGUGGAGGGAGCUGAAGGUUCGAGUUGCCAAACAUCAGCCUCAAAAUCUUAAUGACUUGAAGAAGAUCUGCAAAGAGAAGUGGAACAAAAUCCCUCCUGAGAUGUGUGCAAACCUGGUGGCCAACUACAAGAAACAUCUGACUUCUGUGAUUGCCAACAAGGGUUUUGCUACCAAGUACUAAGUCAUGUUUUGCAGAGGGGUCAAAUACUUAUUUCCCUCAUAAAAAUGCAAAUAAAUUUAUAAAAUUUUUGGCAUGCGUUUUUCUGGUUUUUUUUGUUGUUAUUCUGUCUCUCACUGUUCAAAUAAACCUACGAUUAAAAUUAUAGACUGAUCAUGUCUUUGUAAGUGGGCAAAUGUACAAAAUCAGCAGGGGAUCAAAUACUUUUUUCCCUCACUGUAUCUGUGACCAACAGAUGCAAAUCUGUAUUCCCAGUCAUGUGAAAUCCAUAAAUUAGGGCCUAAUUGAUAUACACUGAUUUCCUCAUAUGAACUGUAACUCAGUAAAAUCUUUGAAAUUGUUGCAUGUUGCGUUUAUAUUUUUGUUCAGUGUAUAUCACAAAUACGAUAAUACAAAAACUGAUAAAAUACCUUGGAUUACAAACUAGAGGCAUGCUGGAGACUUGCUCCUGCCCCUGGCCUGUUCCCUUGGUUACAUCAUUAACCCUCCAAGCUACACAUGCUUAUUAACAUCAGUGGGUGUGGCAAAUGAUGCCUCUAGAUCCCACGCCGCUGGUCAUCCUCCCCGACCCCAGGCUUCUGGCGUGAUGUCACGUGUAUGAUGAUACUUCGGGGUGGAAUGGCAGGUGGAUUCUCUCAACUCAACAAGAGUUGUCUGUUUUUCCAUCCCCAUAGUCCAUAGUCAGUAGAGGAAACCUAGGUCGUGUUCAUUAGGUACCAAACUAUUACCUGUACAAGAAAUGCUCAUUUUCGCUUUCCAUUGCAAAACUUUUCCAUUUUGUGCCCUAAUGAACACGACCCUGUGAUCACAGAUUGUCCUCUCUGUAGCCAUGGAGGAAAGGGGAUUAUUGCCUUGCCUCACUGCCUGGUUACCAUGGUAACUCUGGCCUCUAUGCCUUCCAGGUGCCCCUGACUCCGCAGCCUCCUCCCCAGGGAGCUCCACCCUCUGGAGGCGUGACGUUCUAUGACCCCGCCCAGUUUGCACAGGUAAGUUAGGGUUCUGCUAAGAACGGUUAGGCCAGGGUUCCCAAUAAGACUUAACACUUAUGUAAAUGUUUACAUUGACAUCUGUGGGAAAAUUCGAGGAUCUCAAGUGAAGUUGUGAUGACACCAUUUACAUUAAGGUAAUUUAGCCAAAAGGUACAACCACAUAUCACAGCCAUUGCAAGUAAAACUUUCCUCAAUAUAGCAGUGAAAUCGGUGCUAAUAAGAAAAGAAAAGUAAGGCUUGUUCCACCAUUGGGGUGUUAGGACACACCAGUGGCUAUGUUAACACUGUCAAAUCAACCCUCUCUCCUUCUCCCCAGACGAGUACUCCAUCGGGACGGCUUCUGUCUGGCCGGUUGGGCGGUCAGAGGGCAUACCCAGUGCUGAAGUAAACAUCCAGCCUAGUUCAUCCUAAAACAGACUAUGGGUUUAACCACCCCCUGUGAAUGACUGAAGCGCGUAGACACCUCGACUCCCUCUCUGAAGGACCCCCCCUUACACCCCAGAUGAGCACUACCAUCAUCGUCAAACGGCUAUACCACUCUUUCACUAAUUAAAACAAAUAUAUGAAAAUGAGUUAAUAAUUAUUUGCAGGCAAGAUUGUCAUAAAGGGCUUUUCAUGUGUCCAUACGGAGUUAGUUGCUGCAAUGGAUCUUAACUUUCUUGAUUAUACUGUAUGUGAAAACAUAUUGCCCUCCCCUGACUGUGGGGACAGACAUGCUAGUGUGUUCAGCUCUUAGACAACAUUCCCUCUACACACACGGGGCCUGUUCUGGUCCUAUUUUUAUCUAUUAUGUGUGUCUUUGGCCCCUUUGGUGAGUGUGUUGGUGUGUAAAAGACUAAAAAAUGUGUAGCACUUCGGGAGCUCAACUCACUGUUUAUACUAGUGUAUAUGGCUUCUCAAUGUUCCUGUACAGAUACUGAAGGUAGCGCUGAAGUAUGUGUGUGGAGUAUCAGUAAUGCAAUGCCUGCUGUGUUCCCUCUCCCUCAGUCACCCCUCAUUCAGAUGUGCUCAGGUGUGAGGUGGGGUCCAGCAGAGGAAAUAAGAGCAACUGUCUUGUCACGCCUCGCUACCGCAGGAGUUUAG
Messenger RNA from Coregonus sp. 'balchen', 72421 nucleotides. Lineage: Eukaryota; Metazoa; Chordata; Actinopteri; Salmoniformes; Salmonidae. The record is from the annotation of a GenBank genome assembly.